Molecule: messenger RNA, 45756 nt
Organism: Styela clava
Lineage: Eukaryota; Metazoa; Chordata; Ascidiacea; Stolidobranchia; Styelidae
Source: RefSeq, a predicted model, not a curated record
AUGAGCAAAAAUGCAGCUGGAAAGAAUAAUGUUGUCAAAGGAUUUGCGCAAUAUAUACGUGAGAUACAGUCUGCAGGAAGAAAUGACGCAGAAAAGAUGAUUUUCCUCAUUACUAAAGAUAAUGCAGAUGAUGGACCUAGAGCUAUUUCAACACGUGUUAAAAAUGAUGGCACUGUUAUCACUGCUAUUGCUGUUGGAAGUCAACCUGAUGAUAAGAUACUGAAUAUGUUAGCCUCGAGGAAUGAUCGAAGAGUGCGAUUGCCAAAUUAUCGAGCCUUCAGAGAUAGAACUUUUGUUAAUAGUGUUGUUAAGGAUAUUGAAUGUCGUCCUAAAGGAGGUGGCUUGGGAGAACCUAGUGUCAGAACAACCACAGAAAGCAUUGUUACAAGUCCUACUUUACCAAGCACUGUACGAUCAAAAUCUCCAUCAAAACCCAAAAGAGUGAGAGCAACUACAGUCAAUUCAAACUCGAUAACAGUGCAGUGGGAGGAAGAGGAGGAUACUAAAAUCUACAAUCUCAAAAUAUUCUAUUUCGGGAACCCGGCAAAUCCUGAAGCUCCAGUAACAGCAUUUGAAUAUAAUUUAACAUCGCCUUACAAAGAAGUAAAACCAUUGUUACCUGGCAGUAGUUACUCAAUAAUAGCAACUAAUCUUCGUGAUGGAGAUGCAUCGGAAUUUAUUGAAAUUUUUGAAACUACGGCACCUUCACCUAUUGCAUUAGAGCCAACCCUCAUUGGCCCUAAAAAUGUUGUGUUAAGUUUCUACUCUCUCAGUGGAAAUGCUGAAGAAUAUAUAAUAUCAAUCGCAUCGAAAGAUCAGCCUGAUAUACCAUUAAAAACUAUUCUUGCUUCCGAAAGUGCAGACGCGGUUAUAUUUGAAGAAUUAGACACCGACCAAGAGUACAUUGUCUCAGGUUAUGCUAGGAGUGGGACGAGGAAUGGAAAAACUCAAACAAUAACUGUGAAAACUCGACCAGCACCUUUGAUGAACAAACCAAAAAUAGAUAUGGAUUGGAAGACAGCUACACCAUUUAGAUUUGAUAAAUACACAUUCCUUGUCACUGUUACACCUGUAUCGGCUGCUUUAAAAAUAACUGAGCGACCUGAUGAUAAUGCUUUAUAUUAUGAGAUAAGUGUUGUAUCAUCGAAUGGAGAAGUCCGAAGUAGAUCAUAUCUGAGACCAGAGGAAGACACUUUUCAAACCAACACAAUUUUAACACCUGGUGAAGUAUACACUUUGCUCGUAACUCCUAUCACAGCUGAAGGACCAUUAACAGAAAUGGAUUCACAAUUCACAACCCCAACGUUGACAAGACCUUAUAACGUACGAGCAACAAAUAUUACCACGGAUUCCUUCAAUAUUGCGUGGGAUCCUGACAAUUAUGCAAAUGUUUAUUCCGUUAAAGUCAUUUAUCUUGGUUAUGGUGAUGACGGAGGAGAAGUUGUUGUUUACGAAAGCACUGGUUUGAAUAAUCCUGACAUUGAUGUCAAGGGACUUCCAUCCGGUGGAAAGUUUAGAAUUGAAGUUGCCAACAGAGCAAAUGGUGCAACAUCGAGAACAACAUCUAUUGAGGAAACUAUAUAUCCAGCACCUUUAGCCAGUUUAGAGCAACUAGGAAGAAAUUUGGACAAUGUUCGGAUGACAUUUAUUCCUGGACCUGGUGAUGCAGAUCAAUUUAUAUUCACAAUUACCGAAGAAAAUAAUCCUACUGUUGUGUUAAAAACUGUUACGGUAUCGUUGCCAGAUGACAGGGAUAUAAACAACAUUGUCUCAUUUACUAACUUAUCCCCUAAUAAAAAAUUUAUCGUCACUGGAUAUGCACAACGUGGAGAUCUUAGAAGUUCAGAAACUACUAGUCCAGCUCAAACAGAAUCAGCUGGUGCUCCAACAAAUCUUCGGGUAGAGGACAAAACCACAUCAUCAUUUGUCAUUAAAUGGGAUAGAGAUGACAGCGCUGAUUCAUAUUACCUGCAAGUCUUCCGUCUUGGUGAGGAAGGGCAAUUCAGAAUAUAUGGCAACAAUGGUCUGACAGAACCACAACAAACACUGGAUAGACUAACACCUGGAAGAACAUAUAGGAUACAGCUUGCUAGUGUUCGCAGAGGAGUAACUUCAGAUACAACAACUAUUGAGGAAACUGUCGAUCUCAUACCACCUCAAAACUUAAGACUUCAAGAAGUUGGAGAGGAUUAUAUCAUUGUCAGAUUCGACAUUGCACCUAGUUAUUUUGACGGUAUUACCUUUCAACUUGCAUCUAAAGUAUUUCCGGAUUCUAUUAUUGACGGCACAACGGUAAAAGUAGUUGAUGGGAAAUACAAUCCUUUGGUUAGAUUUUCUAAUCUUGAACCAGGAACAGAAUACCUCAUUACCGGAUUUUCUUAUGUUGAAGGAUAUGAAAGUGAACCAGUAACAUUGGAGGUCCAGACUGAACAACCUCCACCACGCCCAACUAACGUUCGAGUGGAUGAUUUGGCAACAACUUCAUUUACUGUUAGAUGGGAUGAACACGAAGAUGUUGAUCUGUACUCAUGUGAAGUAUUCUUUGAGCCACAGCCUGGUGUAAUAGGCACUCGUGGUAGAGUAUAUCGCAAUACUGCACUUGAAUCACCAGAAGUUAUUUUGACUGAACUUACUCCCGGAGCUCGGUAUACGAUUGUAGUUGCUAACAUUGUAGGACGAAGAACAUCUGAAACUGUUGAACUAUCAGAAAGAACAUAUCCUUUGCAGCUGAAAAGUUUCGAACAAACUGGUGAAGGUUUUGAUUUUGUCAGAUUACAAUUUCUACCUGGAGAAGGAGUUGUUGAUGAUUUCACAUUCACUAUUGCACGAGCUGAUAACAUAGAAACAAUAUUAGAAUCUACAAGGGUUGACAUUAUAAAUGGAAGAGUGAACAAUGUUGUUACAUUUAAUGGUUUAUCUCCUAAUACGCAAUAUGUUGUAUCUGGAUAUUCAACAAGUGGAAAUAAGAAUAGUGCAGUAACCAAUAUCAUGGCCAAAACAAGAGGUGAAUUAGCCAGCCCAUCUAAUCUACGCAUUGAAGAUGUUACAACUAAUUCUUUUACUGUCAAAUGGGAUGAAGCAGAUAAUGUUGGUUUCUACUUUGCCGAAAUUUUCUUACUGGGCGAAGAUUCGAGUCAACGAGUAUUCUUCACUAAUGCAUCAAAAUUACCUGAAAUAAAAUCACCUCCUUUAACACCUGGUGGAAGAUAUAGAAUUGAUGUUGCAAAUAUUGGUGGUGGAAGAAUGUCGGACAAAAUGAGCAUUGAAGAAACAACAACUCCGAUGCCGAUACAAAAUCUGAGAAUUUUAAAUCUGAAUACUAAUUCUGCAUCAAUUACAUUCGAUGUUUUACCUGGAAUCGUGGAUUCAUUUGAUAUAAGAAUUGCUCUUAAAGAAGUUCCCGAUUUACCUUUUGAAUUCAAAGAGGUUAAAGUUGAGAAUGGCAGAGUUAAUGCACUGGUUAGAUUUUCUGAUCUUGAACCUGGAAGGGAAUAUGAAGUGACUGGAAUUGCGAAAAGUGGAGAAUCAGAAAGCAGACCCGCAAAAAUUCAAUUUAGCACAGAUAUAUCUACUCCAGCACCAAUCAAUGUUCGAGUGGAUGAUGUGGAAACAACUUCAUUUACUGUUCGAUGGAAUGAACAAGAUGAUGUGGAUUUUUAUUCUUGUGUUGUUUUCCUCCUGCCACCCCCAGGCAGUUUAGGAGCACCUGCUCCAAUAUAUAGUAACUCACAACUGAGUUCGCCGGAAGCGAUCAUUACUGGUUUAACCCCUGGUGCUCGUUAUGGAAUUGAAGUCGCAAAUAUUGUUGGAGAUAAAACAUCUGGAAUGGUAGAUUUGGAACAACGCACCAAUCCUUCCCCAUUGGAAACUUUGGAACAAAUCGAUGAAGGGUUUGACUAUGUCACUCUACAGUUUCUACCAGGAGAUGGAAUUGCAGACCAAUUUACUUUCAAUAUUGCCCAAGCAGAUGACUUAAAAACAUUACUGGAUUCAAAAAGGGUUGAAGUUUCUGCUGGUCGUUUCAACAACAGAGUGACAUUCAGAGGUCUAGCCUUCAAUACCCAGUACGUUGUUACUGGAUAUUCAACAAGUGGAGAUCAAAGUAGUACACCAACAAACACAAUUGUCAAAACAGAUGGUGAAGUUUCUGCUCCAACCAACCUUCGAAUUGAGGAAAAGAAAUCAAAUUCAUUCACCCUCAAAUGGGAUGAAGCUGAGGGCAUUGAUUUUUACUAUAUAGAAGUAUUCUUACUCGGAGUUAAUAAUUCGAUCCAAAGAGUCUACUUCAACAAUGGGUCAAGAGUUCCAGAACUAGAAUUACUCUCUUUAAUACCUGGAGGAAGAUAUAGGAUUCAUGUUGCCAAUAUUGCUGGAGGAAGGCUAUCAAAGAAAAUAACCACUGAAGAAACACUUGAUCCAAUGCAAAUGCAGAAUUUGCGAAUUUUUGAUGUUGGAACUGAUUAUGCUUUAUUAACUUUUGAUGCAUCACCCGGAAUUGUAGAUUCGUUUGAAUUGACGAUUGCAGCAGAAGAACUUCCUGAUUUUAUAAUAAAAACAAAUGAGGUUAAAGUUGUUAAUGGUACUGUGAACGCAUUAGUUCGAUUUCCCGAUCUCAAUCCAGGGAAAUCGUACAUAGUAUCUGGAAUUGCAAAAAGUGGCCAGGCCAAUAGUUCACCAGCAACUUUUACAUUUACGACUGAAAAACUUUCACCCCGUCCUGGCAAUGUAAGAGUUGAAGACUUGACCUCAACAUCAUUUACUGUACGCUGGGAUGAACAUGAAGAUGCAGAAUCAUAUUCGGCUGAAGUUUAUCUCAUAACACCUUCUGGAGGACGUAGAAGAGUCUACGGAGGUUUUGGAUUGACGAGAUCUGAAGCCUUCAUUACUGGAUUGAAUCCAGGAUCUUUUUAUUCCAUAGAAGUUUCAAACAUUGUUGAUGGAAAGACAUCAGAAAUGGUUACGAUUAAUAAAAUAACAACUCCGAAUUCAGUGGCUAGCAUGACACAAGUUGGCAGCAGUCUCAAUAACAUAAGAUUUCUAUUUGUACCUGGUGAAGGCAGUGCUGACCAAUUCACAUUCAGUAUUGCCAGAGAAAAUGCACCAAAUGUUCAAAUUUUCACAAAAACAGUUGAUGUUGAAAACGGAAAAGUUAACAAUGUCAUUGUUUUUGAUAAUCUAUCACCUGAUACACAAUAUAUUGUUACUGGUUUCGCUACAAGUGGAAAUGUGAAUAGUGCAUCGAUGAGUGAACUUUUCAAAACAGUUGGAGAUGCACCAGAUCCAACAAACGUUCAACUAGUCGAUGUAACUUCCAAUUCAUUUACUGUGAGAUGGGACCAAGCUGAUAAUGUACAAUAUUACUUUUGUGAAGUGUUCUAUGUUCCAAAAGAAGGGGUGCCAGUACGAGUGUAUUUUAACAAUGGAUCUAGAGUACCUGACGUGCGGUUACCAAAUUUAUCACCAGGCGGAACUUAUCGUGUUGAAGUUGCUAAUAUUGGUGCUAAUGGGAAAAUGUCAAACAGAUUCAUCAUCACUGAAACUCUUGAACCUCCCUCAAUUCAAGAUCUACAAGUAUUUGAUGUUGGAGAUGAUUUUGUGACAAUUACUUUUGGAAUUUCUCCGGGUAUUUCAGACAGCUUUGAAUUUUCCAUCGCUCUCAGAGAGGACUCUAGUAGAACUUUGGACUUUCGUGAGGUUAAAGUGGCAGAUGGAUCUGUGAAUAAUUUGGUUAGAUUUCCAAAUCUCGAUCCUGGGAGAGAAUACAUUAUAACAGGAGUUGCAAAAAGUGGAAACAAAUCCAGCUCACCUGUAACAAUUGAUGUUAAAACUGAAACACCUCUUGGUUCUCCAAAAAAUCUCAGAAUAUUUGAUGUCACAUCAACAUCAUUUGUGGUGCAAUGGGAUCGAAUGGAUGGAGCUGACAGAUACCUUUGUGAAGUGUAUAGAAUUGAAAGUGGUGAAAAAGGAUCUCGAACAAGAAUGUAUUACAAUACGGGAUUGAGUGCUCCAGAAGCAUUAGUCACAAGAUUGAAGCCUGGUUCCCGAUAUUUUAUUCAAGUUGCAAAUAUACGAAAUGGUGAAACGUCUCCAAAGAUUUCUGCUCAAGAAACAGUCUAUCCAUUCCCUAUUCAAACACUUGCUCAAAAUAUCAAAGAACCAGAAAGAAUCGGACUUUUGUUCAGACCCGGAGCUGGUACAGCUGAGAAGUUUAUUUUUACAAUUGCAACUGAAAGCCAGCCAGAUAUUUUGAUUGAUACAAUUGAGGUAAAUGUAUUUGAAGAAACUGCAAAUAAUCAAAUUGAGUUCUUGAAUCUUCAACAAGAUACAAAAUAUAUUGUGACUGGAAUUGCUAUCAGUGGAAAAAGAAACAGUACAUCAGUGAAUAGUAAUGUAGAAACAGCCAAAGAGCUUACUGCACCAACUAAUCUAAGAAUUGAAAAUGUCACUACUGGCUCUUUCAUGGUAAAAUGGGAUUCAGUAGAAGGAGCCGAUUUUUAUUCAGUUGUAACUUCGCUCGAUGCAGAAACCGUACAACCACUACUUCAGGGAUCCAGCACUGGUUUUGCAUCACCAGAAUAUUUUGCUUCACAAUUGAUACCAGGUGGAAAAUACACAGUUGAGGUAUCAGCUAUACGUAAUGAUCAAACAUCUCCUAAGUCAACUAUUGAUGGAACAGUCAACCCAUCACAGAUUAAAAGUAUGAGGCAGAUAAUGGCACGUCCUACUGAAAUAGCGCUGAGCUACGAGAGUGGACCUGGUUUUGCAGAUGAAUUCAUAUUUGAAAUAGCUGCUGAUGAUGAUCCCGAUAUAAUUUUAGGAAUGGAAUUAGUCAAGCCAAAUGAUGGAGCAGUAGUAUUUUCUUAUCUUGAACCUGACACUCAAUAUACUGUGAAUGGGUUUGCCAGGAGUGGUGACAAAAUUAGUAAACGUCUCCCUCUGGAUGUUAAUACAGUACCAGAUGAACGUCUGCCACCCACACCAACGAAUCUUCGAGUUACAAACGUUACAUCUAACUCAUUUUUUGUUCGAUGGGAUGAACAUCCCGAUGUUGAGGUUUAUGCAAUCGAAGUCAUAUAUGAAGAGCCAGGCAAACAAACAAGAGUAUACAUAAGCACAGAGUUGAUAUCACCUUCAGUGAAUGUAACAAACUUGUUGCCUGGAGGAACCUACACAAUACGAGUUGCCAAUAUAGCAUCUGGAAAAUAUUCUUAUGGAAUGACCUCACUAGCAACACUAUUUCCUUCUCCAUUGAGUGAUGUCGAAGUAGUUGAUAUAACUUCGGAUUCAGUCGGUAUUAAAUUUAUACCUGGACCUGGACAAGCAGAUAGAUAUACUUUUACUGUAUCAUCCGCUGCGGAUCCUGAUGUUGAAGUGGAUUCUAUUGUGAAGCGUGUUAUUGAUCGUGGAGUGGAGAAUGUAGUCACGUUCAAUGUCUUACAGCCUGAAAGUACAUAUAAAAUUACUGGUUUUGUUGAAAAAGGUGAUCGCAAGAGUUCAAAUACAACCAUCGAAGUUACAACAGCCCCAGAAGAUGACACAGUUAUAAAAGCAAAAUAUUAUCUGAAUCCACCACGACACAUUCGAUAUCACAGAGUAACCAGUAGUUCCUUUGGUGUUCAAUGGGAUUGGGAAGAGGAAGCGAAGAAAUAUCACAUCGAAGUGCGGUAUCUGGGUGAUCCAGUGAAUCCAAUACAAGAAAAUGCUGAGUUAAUAUUCAGCAAAUCUAGCGAUGAACCAAGUUUUGAUGUAUUUGGUGACAAGUUUGUACCGGGGGGACUGUACAGUAUUAGUGUUUGGAAUGAGGGAGAAGGUGGAAAAUCAGCCACACGCUCAUUUAUAGAUACUUUACGCGCCCCACCGGUGAAAAAUUUGAUGCAAACAGAGACUGGUCCAAAUAACAUCACAGUUGAAUUUACAUAUGGGGAUGGGUUUUCACAAUCACAUACUGUGACAUUAACACCAUUCACUAAAUCCCGGGAUAUUUCGAAAGGUGGACAAACACAAACAGUCAAUUUGCCAACUAAUGACAGUUCUAAGGUAGAAAUUGUAAAGUUCUCAAACUUAAUACCAGGACAGUAUUAUACUGUGUUGGUAGUGGCCAAGAGCGAUGAAAGAAAAAGUGAUGCUGUGUCAAUCCUUGCAAAAUCAGGGGAACCACUUGAAAGCAUCAUUGUCAGACCAACACCAACUUCAACAGAAGUCACAUUCACAUCUCCGUACAAAACUGGACUCACCCAUUUUGUGGUCAGUUUCAGAAAUAUUAAUGAUGGUAAUGAUGAUGACGACCUACCAACUGAAUCUAUGAAAUACAUUCCAGGACAAACAACAUACUCAUUUGAAACUGGUCAGUAUUUUGUACCAGUCACUGGGUAUGUUGUAGAAGUUCAGCUUACUGGAAGAAUGGAAACUGUUUCAUUUAAUGAAACAUUCUACACAUUGUCUCUUGCUCCUCCAAAAAAUGUUCGAAUUGAUGAUUUAACAACGGAUUCCUUCAUUCUCACUUGGGAUGUUGAACCAUUUGCAAAAAAUUAUCAUUAUGAAGUAAAAUCUCGUGGCAGUCCUACCAGACCUGUAGAAGAUGAAAUUCCAAUAAUAGGAAAUUCAGAUACUCCACGCUUUGAAGUUGAAAAUCUCAUACCUGGAAGCAUAUAUUCAAUUAAAUCCACCAAUAACGCCAAUGGUGCUGACUCCAAAACAAUUGUCACAGAAGAAAUCACAUAUCCCAUACCAGUCAUGAUCUUUCAACAAACUGAAUGGGGACAUGAUUACAUCAAAUUAAGAUUUGCACCAGGAAAAGGAGGGCUUUAUGACAAUCAUACUAUCACUCUCAAAGCUAAAACAAAUCCAGUAUUUGAAAAAACUGAAACGAUUCAAAGUCAAAAGCAAAGAUCUGUUACCUUCACUGGUUUGUCACCAUCGACUGAUUAUGAAGCAUUCAUUUACUCACAAAGUGGCAAACGUAGAAGCAAGGUUGAAGUAAUCGAUGUUAACACAGUGACUGCGCCUCCAGAUUUACUUAACGUAACAGAUGUAGGCACACGUUCAGUUACCUUAAUCUACAGUGGUGACGAGUCUGCAGAGUCCUAUGUCUUCAAUGUGUAUCCAAAAAAUUUUAUCCAUUUUCCACGACAAAGAGAAGUUACAGAAUCGAAAGGUGAAAUAUCAAUUGAUGGACUUUCGCCGAAUAUUGAAUAUAUUGUUACAUUUCAUACCCAUACUGCUGGCGAAGAUAGUGCGAAUUUGACCCAAACUUUCAAAACUGAUCGAGGUGCUGGCGGAGACAUUGAUGAUAAUGUUGUGAUUGAUCCAAAGCUUCAAUAUUUCUCUCCUGAAUGUGCUGUUAGUGAUAUACGUCUGUAUGUCACAUUUAUUGUUUCAACAUCACAAAAUGUCCGUUUGUUUCAAUUCAAUCACAUUCGUAAAUUUGUGGCGGCUGUAGUUAGGGAUUUGAGGAUAGUUCAAAUGGACUAUGCAGUAAUUUCUGUGAUUGGAGUCAAUUCUGAAGCCACACUGCUCAUGGACUUCCGCAACCGACAAAGAUAUACCAGACAUUCUAUUGCACAAGACAUUGAUACUUUGUCAUUAGAACCAUCUAGACCGAGUGAAAAUAAUCUUGGAAAAGGUUUAUCAUUCUAUGCUGAUCAUAUGAAGGAUGUAGAUGGUCAACAACUAGUUUACAUAAUAACAAGAGACAAAGUAUCUGACGACGUGAAAACAAUAUACAGACGUCUUCAAUCUCAGAAUGUUGUAACGAGGAUAAUCGGAAUAGGAAAUUGCACAGAUGAACAAUUAUCAUUUAUGAGAACAUCAGUUUCUUAUACGAAUACAGUUUGCUUUCCUACUUAUCAAUCAUUGAAAAAUGCCGAAAUUAUUGAAAAUGUCACUAGAGAUAUUGAAUGCAGACUUGAGGAUUCUAUUACGAUCGUUCCAACGCCUGUGUCUGCAAAUAUAAGAUUCAGUCUACCUGGACUUCUGGGUGUUUUAAAAUAUGAUUAUGAAAUUACGCUUAUCGGUGAUGAGAAUGCAACAGUAAGCAACUCCAUUGAGCAACGUUCUUCUGUUGAGGCUUACAAUUUUGAGACACCUUGGGAUCUGAGGCCAAAUUCACGAUACAUAUUCACACUAUAUCCUGAUAGUAAUAGGGAGUAUGAAGCAAGGCACAGGGAAUUUAGAACCCAGCCUCUACCGAGCCCAAAAAAUCUAAUCAUAACUGAUGUUACUAAUGAUUCAUUCAUUGUGGAUUGGGAUGAUGAAAAAUAUGCUGAUUUGUACAGUCUUCAAGUGGUCUAUCUUGGAAGACCAAUAGAUUCAAUUUCGGCCUCACUUGAGAGUGGAAUAGAUCGAAAAUUCAAUACAGAAUCGCAUUUUCUUGAGGACGACAUGUUGCCUGGAUCUAGAUACUAUUUAUGGGCCAGAAAUGAGGCGAAUGAUGAAAAAUCUAUUCCGAUACCAUCAGAAGUAAUCACAUAUCCAAAUCCAGUACGAAACUUGACUUUGGCUGAAAAACCCAUUAGGUCAAUCAAAGUAACAUUUGAAAGACCAGUAGAAGAUGGAUUAGCAGAUUAUUAUAUUGCAACGUUGAGAGAAAUUGAUUCAGACGUUAUUUUAGAGAAAAGAUACAUAUCAUGGGAAACCACAACAACAGAAUUUUUCCGUUUCAAAUCUGACACAAAAUAUUUAAUAUCCGUCUGGGCAAGAAGCGGAAGGCUGAGCAGUACCAUUGAGGAAAUUACUGUCACGACGGAUAAAACGGAGAAACUGGUGGAAGAACCUGAUCCACCUGGAAAUCUACGUGUGAUAGAUUUUGGAAGAUAUCACAUGGAUUUCAGUUUUACUUCGACCGCUGAAAAGCCUGAUAUGUAUAUUUUUAAAGUUGUACUUUUAGAAGAUCCGGACCAGUUUAGGCCACCUACAAUUAGGAUUGCAUCAUCUGAUGUAUCCGAUGAUUCGAUCAACAUUCAUUCAUUCAAAGACUUGCAACCUAGCACUUAUUAUAAAUUAGUUGCUUCUACUGAGAAGGACUCUGUUCCAAGUGAUGAGAUUGAGCGGUUUUUCAAUACAGCUCCUGAGCCCAUCGAGAAUGUAACUGUGACUCCAGGUUAUCGUGAAGCAUCUGUUUUCGUCAAUAUUCCUCCUCCACCUUACUAUAUUGAUGCUAUCAAAAUUGGUGUUUUAAACGAAGUUUCUGAAAUCCCUCCUCGAGUUGUUUCUGUUGACUUUGAUGAUAAAUCAAUCAAUGAAACGUUCAUCUCAUUACCACCAGCAACCAAGCAUACCGUUGCUAUAACACCUGUUACUAAUGGAGUGGAUGGACCAACCACUUAUUAUAAUGUUACAACAAAACCUAUGCCUCCUGCUAAUUUCAAAAUACAUGAAACUGGAGUCUACAAUGUAACGCUGAGUUUUAACCCUUCAUCAGGAAUACCAGACGAAUAUGUAUUUAGUCUGGUUCCCGCUGAUGAACCGGAAUCAGACCCAAUUGUUGAAAUAGUGUCUGCUGAUGGCAUUUCCCAUUCUGUACCAUAUCUUGUUGCAAUACCAUCACUCCAACCGGGUACUAAAUAUAUUGUAUUAGGUCGAACAAGGAUAAAUGAUGUCGAAAGCGAUCCAGCUAUUUUGGAAUUUUACACUGCUCCUGAACGAGUGGAAAAUGUUUUCAUUGAACCAGGUCCCACUUUUUCUACAAUAAUAUUUACAGCAAAACCAGAACAAAGUGAUUUUUAUAAGAUGGUUCUCAUGAAUAAUGCCGGUAAUCCAAUUGAAUCAUACGAUAUGCCUUCAAUUUCUGGAAGAUAUGUAUAUAAUCAUACAUUUUAUCGAUUGACACCAUCAACACUUUAUGCAAUUUCUGUGACGCCAAUAUACAGGAAUAACAAUGGCCCAGGCAUAACAAAUGGUUUCAGAACAAAAUCUUUCCCACCACAAAACAUGCAAAUUAUUGAAACUGGGACCAAUUUUGUGAACAUCGGUUUUACAAGAAAUGAGGGAAAUGUGCAGCAAUAUAUUUUUAGAGCAACUGAAUCUGACAAUCCUGAUGCCGAGGAAGUUACAGAAACAGUGUUGCCACAAUUUGUGAGCCCAAGCAUAAUGAAUACAGUUUUACUUGAAACAUUGGAACCUGGUACAAGUUAUACAAUUGAAGGAUGGACAACUUCUGAUAGUGGGAAUAGUGAUAUACAAUCUCAGUCUGUUCAAACAGUACCUGCUAAAGUAGUUGUUCAGAGUUCUGACCUUAUUGAUGAUGAUGUCUUCAUAAGAUUCAAUGCCGCCGAAGGGAAUGCUGAUUUUUAUAGAAUAAUUUUCCAGUCGAUGGAUUCCGGUAUCACUUCUUUUGAAAAGGACAUACCAUCAGUUGAGGACCAGUUACAAUAUACAAUAAGUUUUCCUGUAAAUCCUGGCACUAGAUAUUUGGGAACAAUUGUUACGCACAGUGGUUUAUUGCAAAGUGCUCCUGUUAAUGUGAACCUGACAACAAACCUUCAACUAUUCACAACUAUGGAAGUCAUUGAUUAUGGUGAAAAUUAUCUGUCAUUCAGGUGUAUAUACCCUGAUGAUACGUUAGAUAGCGUUGACUUCACAAUAUAUCGUAAUGAUAACUCCAACCCAAUUCAAAUCAAAACUGUGGAAAACAUUAACAAAUCAACAACAUACCAAGUUAGCUUUGGCGACUUGGAUCCUGACACAUUAUAUCGUUUAACUGCAAUACCUACUAAGCACAACAAAACUGGCCCUACAUCGCAGGUUAUAACCUCAACAGCACGAAAAUCUCUUGAAAAUAUUGCAAUAACACCUGGGGCAGAAAAUGUAAACAUAUUUGUGGAAGUUGAUCCACAGGCAACGGGCAAUAUGAUCAUUUCAGUGUCAGAUGGCAGCAAUGAAGUAGUACCAGAAAAAGAGUAUCCUGUGACACCAGGACAAAAAUUUUUCAACAUUACUUUGGGUCCUUUACAACCAACAGUCAAACAUACUGUCAUAAUUACUCCUAUAGUCAAUGGGGAAAAGGGGAUUAUAGAUGAAAGAAACUUCACCACAAAAUCUCUACCUCCUGGCAAGUUGGAAAUGGGAGAGAUCGAUGAAAAUGAGGCCAAAUUAGUUUUCAUACCAGCACCUGGAACACCUGAUGAAUUUGUUUUCACGAUUGUACCUGCUCUUGAACCUGAUUCAACUCCUAUUACUGUUAAGAUUCCUGCGUUUGAAGUUGUGAAGCUGAAAGAAAAUACAAUUGAUAUUCCAAAGUUAACGCCAAGUACAAAAUAUGUUAUAACAUCAUGGACAAUUCACAAUAAUCGAGAAAGUGAUCAUGUAACAUUGGAAUUUUACACAGUACCAGAAGAAGUAAGAAAUGUAACCAUUCUAUCUGAUGUUGAAUUUGUAAAAUUUUCAUUCGAUGUUGAACCAGAUACAGCUGAUAGUUACAGAAAUUUGUUGACUGUUCGGGAAGAAUGGUUACCAUCUGUUCCGGGACAGGAGACAUACAGUCAUUGGUUUUGGAACUUGAACAUGACAACAACAUAUUACAUUUCCAUUAUACCAGUACUGAACGAAAGAUCAGGAAAAGAGUCGAUGACUCGAUUUGUUACAAGAUCAUUGCCACCCAAUAAUAUGCACAUUGUGAAUGUGGGAACAACAUUUAUCGAAGUUGGUUUUGAAAGUGUACCAGGAGUAAUCACACUAUAUACCUUUGAAACUCAAGAAUUGGACGAUCCAACAUCUUUGCCUAUAUCCAAAUCAGUUUCUCCUGUCUUGGUGCGCGUUGCCGCGGAAAACAAAUUGUUACUUAGCGGACUGGAACCAGGAACCAAUUAUACGCUGGAAGGAUGGACAAUGAAUGUUAAUGCAAAGAGUAAUCUCACUUCAACUAUAUAUCAAACAAUGCCUGGCAAAGUCCAAAUUAUCGGAAUUCGUAUGGCUGGCAAAAAUUCCCUGUUUCUCGGAUUCUAUGCAGCUAAUGGGAAUGCUGAUUUUUACAGAAUUCUCAUCAAAUCUGAAGAUACAGGUGAAACUGUCUUUGAUGACGACAUCAAACCGGUGCCUGAACAAGUUGUUUAUAGAAUCAGCUUCCCUGUUAAACCUGGCAACAAUUAUACAGGAACCUUUGUUACUCACAGUGGACUAUUACAAAGUGAAACGGUCCAUCAAACCAUUAUAACAAGACCUGCUGCUUUUACAUCUUUCAAAGUUGUUGAAACAAGCCAAAACUAUGUUGUAGUAAUGGCAAACUCGACUGAUGACUCUCUUGAAAGCGUUGAAUUUUCCAUAUUUACUGUAGGCGAUGGAAAUUCUAUUGCAAAUAAGACUAUGAAAAACUCAGAGAGUGCCAAUGAAUAUGAAGCAACCUUUUAUGGUUUAACAGAAGAUACAUUAUAUCGCAUCACUGCAAGACCUUUCAAAUAUGACAAAUUCGGUCCAACAGCAGAACUUAAUGUGAAAACAGGUCCCAAGGCCAUUCAGUCAGUUACUGUUACACCAGGGGAUGUUUACGUUUAUAUGUAUAUUGAACUUGAACCGGAUGCAGCUGACAAUAUCAGUUUCACUAUUUAUGAUGAAACCAAAGACAACCAACAAGAGAAGACUUAUCCUGUUCCACCUGAUCAAAAUUUCUUUAAUAUUACUUUAAUGCCUUUACAACCAACAGUCUUUCAUACUGUAGUAAUUACUCCAACAACGAAUGGAACGAUGGGCACUGCAAUUGAGAGAAACUUCACUACACUGUCGUCAUCCCCAUAUGAUUUGACUGUGGUGGAAACUGGAGUAAACAAUAUUACAUUAAGUUUUGUUCCUGCACUUGGAACACCUGAUGAAUAUGUAUUCAGUAUUAUACCUGAAAGUGAACCUGACUCGAAACCGAUAGUUGUCAAUGUACCAGCAUAUGAUGUUAAUGUCAAACGAAAUAAUAUUAUUAACAUUCUGAAUCUGAAUCCAAGUACAAGAUAUAACCUCACAUCGUGGACAGUUCACAAUGAUCGAAAGAGCGCAACUACAAUGAUUUAUUUUUACACAGCACCCAGCUCAAUUGAUGACAUUGUUGUAGUACCAGAUACUUAUUUUGUGAACAUCAGCUUCCAAGCUGAGCCGGGCACAAGUGACAUUUAUACAAUGGUUGUGAAAAAUGUAACUGGAGACAUAGUAAACACAAAGGAAUUACCUGCCAUAUCAGGCCAAGAAUAUUAUUCUCAUGUAUUUUAUGGGUUCAAACCUACUGCAGAUUACAUAGUGAUCAUUACACCAUCAUUACAAGGGAAUGAUGGUCCGGAUACAACUGCGGAAUUUAGUACAAAGUCUUUGCCACCGGAAGAUUUACAAGUGAUCAAAGUUGGAACUACGGAUGUAAUGGUUGGUUUUAAACUAUCUCUUGGAGAACCAGAUGAAUAUGUAUUCGAAGUCACUUCAGAAGAUUAUCUGACAUUAAUGGAACAAAAGUUUGUUUGGUCAUCAGAACUUGACCCAUCUAUCAGAUACAAUGCUACUAUUGAUGAGUUGAUACCAGGAGCUAAAUACCUACUCUCUUCUUUGACUAGAAGCAAAGGCAUCAGAAGCAACAGCACUAAAAUACCAUUUCAAACGGUUCCUGAACCAGUCAAGAAUGUUGUAUCGAAUACUACCGACAGAGUUAUAACCAUAAGCUUCCAAGUUCCAAAUGGAUAUGCAGAUGAAUACAGGAUAAGGUUUAAAUUGGAUGGGGCAGAGGAUUUAGUAUUUAACAAAACAAUUUCUGAUAGUCCUGAUAUAUCAACACACUAUAUCAGAUUCAAUGCUGAAUAUGGAAAACUGUAUGAAGGAAGCAUUGUGACUCGAAGGGGUGAAUUGGACAGUAAACCCGUUGAAUUGAUUGUAGUUACAGAACCUUGGGGCCUGCAAAAUUUGUCACAGGUUCAUACAACAGAAGAUUCUAUCACCAUUGAAGCCUUUUCAAUUGAAGAUUUAGACAGCGUUGAAUUUUCAAUCUUCACUGAAUCAAAGUUAAAUGUUUUGGACUUCAAAAACCUGACAAAUCGUCUGGGAAAACUCAUUUACAGGCCUAUAUUUGAAGACUUGAAACCGGCAACCGUGUAUAUUGUUACCGCUGUGCCAAUAAAAUACAAAACUAAAGGAAAGGAAUCGGAAAUUAUUGUUGCAACAGCCCCUUCACCUGUUGAAGUUGUAUCGACAACACACAACUACACAUCUGCAACAAUUAAUUUUGUUGCACCUGAAGAAACUGUUGACUAUUACAGAAUUACUUUUGUGCAACAAUAUGGUACUGCUGUUGACAUCACUAAAGAAGUUGAUCAUGUUCCCAACACCACAGCUUAUGUUGUUGAUAUUGAUAUCAUACCUGGUAGUAGAUACUUUGGGAAUGUAUAUGCAUACUUUUCCGGAAUACAAAGUGCAUCUGAUUUAUUUGAAAUGAAUAUAGAGCCAGCACCUGUGACAAGCAUAGCAACAGAUACAACAUCAACUACUGUUAAUAUUUCAUUUGAUCCUGCCAUAGGAAAUGUUGAUAGAUAUCUUGUCCAAUUGUUUAAAAUGGGGGAAACAACAAAUUAUAUGGAUGCAUAUGUAGCUCACAACCCACCCAAAUCAAGAUAUGGUGUUGAAAUGCCAGUCACACCAGGAACCUCAUACAGAGGGAUUAUUGUCACUGAAAUCAGAGAAUUGAAGAGUGUUGAAAAGGAGUUCGAAUUCAAUGCAGUAACUGGCAAGGUGAAGAAUAUCACAGUAAUAACAACCAACACAGAAGUUGAAGUUAACUUCACCCGUCCUGAUGGAGAAUUUGAUUUCUGCAGAAUCUACUUGCAAGGUGGUGAAAGAGAUAUAUCACAAGAAGUUUUCCGAAAAGUUGACAGAAUUCAAUAUUCAACCGUUUUAAGAAUUGCAAGGGAAACUGAUUAUGUUGGAAAUAUUACAUGUGUGUCAAACGAUGAACCUGGGCCCAUUGAGCCUAUUGAAGUUUAUGCAACAAAAUAUGAAGGACCUGUGGUUUUGGGAAGAUUAUUCAUCACCGAUCUACACGCCAAUGACGUGAAAGUUAACUGGUAUUUAGCCAGUCCUAUUGGACGGAUGCCAGUCAGCGUUAUAUUGACUUAUACUUCAGAGGAUGGACAGUCUAAACAAUAUGUACAUGAGAUUAACAACCCAGAUGACAGGCAAUAUUCUGCAGUCUUGACCGAUCUAAAUGCUGGAACUAGGUACCAGAUUACUGGUAAAACCAGACGAAAUAACAAAACUAGUGAAUCCAAAUCGACUGAGUUCAUUACAAGCCCUGAAUCAGUUCGAAUCGACCGAGUAGAGGCUAAUUUCACUAGUGCAACAAUAUAUUUUGAAACACCACAGAAGGCAGAUAAUUUCAGAAUUUUCACCGACCUCGGUGGUGGAAAAAUAAUUCACACAAAAACUAGCUCAAGAGAAGAUGGAGUGUCUGUAUAUUCGUAUAAUACUCCACCUCUGGAUCCGACAAAUGUAUAUAUUGUAAGGAUAUAUACGGUCGUAAAUAAUGCACCGGAAAGCAAGCCAGCCAGAGUGCAAUUUGAAACUAAACGAUUCAUCUAUCCUGAUGGAAGAAUUAUUCCAAGUUUUGACGAUGGUGAUGUCAUAAUCAUGAUAGAGCAUGACCCCACGCCUGUUCAAAAAUUCCUCCUCCGUAUAUCUCCGGAAAAUAGUCCUGACGAAGCACCAAUAGAAAAAGAAGUGGAGAGCCUUAAUGGAAGGUUGAAUGUGGCAUUUUUCGGGCUCACUCCCGGACAAAAAUACCUUAUUCACUGGUUAGCAGUUUUGGACAAUAUCGAAAUGAAGCCAGAGCAAUAUAUGGGAUUUUUUGUUGUUCCACCGGGCAAAGUUAAAUCAUUAUCCGCUACUGCUCCCACUCCAAGAAAAAUAAAGGUAUCCUACCGACCUCCAGAUGGCAUUGUAGAUCAGUAUAGGAUCAAAGUGGUUCGAACACAAGACGGGGCAAUCAUUUCAGAUACUUUGGUCGGCCCAGAAGACGUAGAAAGGGCUUUCAGUUACGGUGUAACACCAGUAACGGAAUAUAAUACAUCCGUUGCCGCUGUCAGUCAUGGCGUCACUUCGGGCUUUGUUAGCUCGACUGUUGUAACACCUCAAGAAGAUAUUCGUCCACCAUUGGAUGUAAUACCUAUUGUUAGCGGAACGACGUUAACAGUCAACAUACUUCCUCGGCCAAGAGCACAGACGAAAUUUGUUGUUGUAUUAUGGCCAUCUGACAAACUGACCAAUAAGACACAAAAUGUGGAGUGGAAUCCUGUUGCCCCUCAUCUUGUGUCUGCGACAUAUAUACAACUUGUACCUGGAGAACUGUAUACAGGAGUUAUAUAUCCAAUACUUGGGGAUAAACAAGGUCAUCCCAUUGAUAUACCUCCAAGGGUUAUAGCGCCUGCCAGUGUUCCCAAAGCAUCUGUUCAAGGAUCACCAACAUCAAUAACAGUAACAUAUGAUACUGCAGGCGGGAAGGUUGAAUAUUACAAUGUAUAUAUAACACAUCCUGAGCAAGGACCAGUACAGAGUACCAUCAUCGAUUCAGGACCUGGUCAAUCGGAAUAUACUCAUACUUUUGAAAAUCUGUCACCAAACUCUACAUAUAAUGUAUUUAUUCGACCAUACAGCAAUGGAAAAUCAGGGCCAGCUGCAAACAUUACAGCAGAAACGCCACUAUUAACUCAAGCUUCUGGUAAGCUCAUUAUAUCAAAAGACACUAUCACUGUCCAAAUAACACCUGAUUCUACUGGCAUUAUUGAAAGCUAUAGAUUGCGUUUGAAUGACAAGCCUGAUGUUACAAUAUCAUCGGAUCAAGAAUUGGAACAUGAAUUCAGUGAUUUAACUCCUGGAAACUAUGUUGUUACCUUAUGGACACAACGUGGACCAUUUGAAAGCAGACCAUCAGUGUUUGAUACUAUUACUUUGAGACCAGCAACUGUUAUGCCAAAAAUAAAAGCGACUUCCACCACAAUAGAAGUUUCAUUUGAUCCAGAAAACCACUUGGCUGAUUUUUAUGAGCUUACGCUUGAUAAUGGUGAAAAAUAUAAAAUGUACACAAGGAGGGUUGGCGAAAAUCAAGCAACUUCAACAUACACAUUUAAAAAUCUAGUUCCAAGCACUACUUAUAAAUUGGAUGUUGUACCAAAUGAGAAUGAAAUUGAAGGAACUAUGUAUUCUCUUUCUCUAACGCUGCCCCAACCCGAGGUUCCACGAGGUGCAAUCUCAGAACAACAGGGAAAUUCGUACUUGAUAACCAUGCGUCCAUCACCUCAAAUUGGAAAAAGUCGGGCAGAUUCCGUUACGAAAUAUAUCAUCAUCACUAAACCAGAAAGCCCAGAAGCACAAAUUAUGGAAUAUGAAGUUCAAGCUAAUGGUGUGCAACCUGUGGAAUACAGAAUCACAGAUGCAGUUUGGGGAGAAAAAUAUUUAGUAUCAUUAGCCAACGUAAUCAAUGGUUAUCAGAGUGCUUCAAGAGGAAUUGCAAAUGUUGUCAUUCGUCCCGCAUCUGUUGAUGCAGUAGUCACCCUCAUAAACGACAAAAUUAAUGUGGCAUUUGAUCAUGUGGAAGGACUUGCUGAUAAUUACCAAAUAACCUUGGCGAAAUCGGCUGAACCAGAUCGUCUCUAUGAUAUUAAAGAGAUCAAACAUGUUCCCGGGCAGAAGACUGUGGAAGAGUUGUCAGUUCCAAAUGUUAUCCAAGAUACAACAUUUGUUGUUAGCAUUACAACGUAUACCAAUAGUGGAGUGAAGAGCCCAACCAAACGUUACAAUGUUCAAAUUGUUCCAGAACCCAUUGAGGGUUCACAAGGACGAGUAUCUGUGACACUGGAAAACACAAUUUUAGUGGAAAUGUUCCCCGUCUUAGAAAAUGGAGACAAUUUCGUCAUUCAACUUAACGGAUCUGAUGGAAGUCUAGUGGAUAUAAAGGAGAUAUCUUUGCCAAAUGAUAUCAUGAUGGUUGAAUUUGCUGAAAAUCUUUUACCUGGAGCAACUUAUACAGUUAUAGCAACAUUACAAUACAGAGACGAGAAUUAUCCUGAGAACAUCAUUGGAACAGUCACACUACGACGUGACUUAGAUGCAAAUGAUUUCACAGAAAAUACGACUCACAAUUCUAUAGUCAUCACAUCCACAAGUCCAGAAAUUGUGUUUGAUUGGGUUUAUUAUGAAAUCUCUACUAAACAAAACCUGAACGAUGUCAUAGAACGGGUUACUGUGAGUAAAGAUUCACAUAAUGGCACAAACCCUGGCGAAAAAGAGGUUAAAUUCUCAGAUUUAGUUCCUAACGUUACCUAUUCCAUUACAAUCACUGGUUCAAGCAAUGGUGUUGCCAGCAACCCAACUGAACUAGAAGUUACUACAGAUCUGUAUUCGCCAUUAAUUUCUGGAGAAGCUUCUCUGACCAGUGAAAACGCAAUUACUGUUAAUUUCAACGUGCCACCAGAGGUUGAAGAUGGUCUCAGUUUUAUUGUCAAACUAAUCCCUGAUGAUGUAACUGAACAACAACAUGAAGAAAUUAUUCCGUAUAACGGCAGAAAUGAACAUUCAACAAAUUUUAUUGAUUUGAGCUAUGGAAUGACCUAUACUGCGACCAUCACACCAGUGCUAAAAACUUUCCAAGGAGAAGAAAUACUUCUAAAUGACGUUUCCACCAAUCCUCUGCCAGUUACUGAUGUAGACACGGAAACUGGUUUAACUUCACUUAUAGUUUAUUUCACAAAACCAUCCAGUCAAUAUGAUUAUGUUCGCUUGGAUUACUUUGAAAAGGAUAAUGAGCUGAAUACUGAUGGAAUGAUGUUGUAUGAUUAUCAGCCAAGCCAGUUAACAUUUACAGGUCUUACACCAGGAAAACUGUAUACUGUUCGUCUGGUCACUCAUUAUAAGGACAGUGAAAGUAUUCCUGUAGAACAAGAUGCUACUCUAGAUCUUCCACCGAAGCCUGAAAUUGAAAUUUCUGAAGUUCAUACUACUUCUCUUGAUGUUUCUGUACUUGGCAAUGACUUGGAUUUUGAAGAAUACACUAUUGAAUAUUGGAUACGUGGUAACCCUGAUGAGCGACAAAAUGUAACAAAAGGCAUCGAUGAUCCACGAAUUACCACAAUUGCAGACCUUUUGCCCGGAACGAAGUACACAUUCUCAAUUACCUCACAAAUUGAUGAAAUUAGUGGUCCUCCCACAGAAUCGACUGUGACAACGAAGCCUGGUAAAGUUAUUAACCCGGAGGUUCAAUAUGACAGCAACAACAGGGUUACAUUCACAUACACAAAACCAGAAGGAGAUUCUGAUAAUUUUGUCGUUGAAAUAUUUCAAGUCGAAGAUCCCGAAAUUCCUUCCUAUGCUUUCAAAAAAGUUGAUGGAGAUGAAUCUUCUAUUUCUUUUGUUCAAACUUUCCAACCGUUCAUAAAUUACACAGCUUUUAUUUAUGCUGAAGUUAUAGAUCAUCUUGGAAAUGUUUUGAAAAGUGAACGAGUUGAACUCAAAUUUGUUAUAGCACAAUUCAAUAUAACUGGAUCGACCAAUGCAACAAAUAAAGAUCUCACAGUUCAUUUAGAUCUUAUUGAACGCCCUGAAAGUCUUGAUAAAUUGAGAAUUUAUGCCAAUUUACGAGGAUCAUCCAAGAUAUCUGAUAUCAAAGUUAUAGAACCAACGCAAACAUUUGUUGUGUUCAACAAUCUAAUACCCGGUGCCACCUAUGAUGUUUUUAUACAACCGAUCAUGAAAGGGGGAGCUGAAGGACCACCAUCUCCUCUUAUUGAUACUUUAAAUCCUAAUCCACCCACUAGCGGCCGAGUAGAGACAGCGAAGAACAAUACGAUGGUGUUGGAAUUUGAACAGCCAGAAGGAGUGGUAGAUGAAUACACCAUAGUAGUAAAAGCAGAUGAUACACAGGAGCCAGAAACUGAUAUGAAGACUGUUAAAAACCCAAGGAAUCGUAGAUCAAUUAUUGUACAAUAUGAUGAACUUGAUCCAAACAAAAUCCAUGUUUUUGAAGUUACAUCAAUAAGUAAGAACAAAUCCAGCGUCAUUGCUACUUUCAGUAACCUUGAAGUUCUGCCGCCCACUGAUCUCAAGUAUCAACUGGAGCAGAGAGGCAACCUGUUUUUUCUUGUAUUAUCGUAUACCGCACCUGAAAGUCCACGUGAUUACUUCCGGAUAAGAGUGACAUCGGAUUAUUUACCAGAAGUGAUUUCUGAAACAACGAACGAAACAACUUAUGAAAUUCCUGUCGAUGCAGGAAACAUAUACUUCGUCAAUGUUUCCACUGUAUACAGAGAUGUACAUGCAUGGAUUCCUGCUCAAGCUAAACUUGUUAUUAAUCCAGUUAACGUUCCAGAUUUGAUUUUGGACGCUACUCAUAACUCUGUUAAAUUCUCCUUCUCUCCCCCACCUGGAUUAUAUGAUCAUUUUGUGAUAACAAUAUCAGAGACAUCAGAUUCUUCGUUUGUACAAUUGAGUCAGAAUAUUUCAAUUGACGAUAUUGGAACUGAUGGAAAAUUUAGCGGUGUGUUUGGGGAUCCAACAAUUGAACCUGAAACUGAUUACCAGGUUGAAGUUGUUACUUGGCAUCGACAGCUACGAAGUGCAGAAGGUGCAUCUGUGAGACUUAUUACAACUGAAAGUGAUAGAAAGAUUGACGAUUUUGAUGUUUCAUCAAGGCCGAAUGGUGGAAUUCUGCUUGAACUUAUUGGUGACUUACCUACAUUUGGAUCGUACAUUGUAUCAGUGUGGGAUGAAGAUAACAUUCAACAGAAUUUUACCUUCCAAUUUCCGAAAAGAAGCCCAAUUAUACUUUCUCAAUAUUUGGAUCGAGGCAGCAGAUACAAAGUUCAAAUACUUCAGAAAGACUUGCUUGAAAAGGAAGUCUGUACUGCUCCUGCAUCGCCAACAGUUGAUGACUUCAAGAAUCUUCCAACAUUCAGAUCAGAAUUCUCUCUGACGCCAGUAGGACGUGCAGAGGAAUAUAUUGUUAUAUUAUUAGACAGCGCAGGUACAGAAGUCGAUAGACAAACUUUGUCCUACGAAUCUGAUCGAAAAGUUGAAUUCCGCCGACUCAAACCAGCAUCACGAUAUUCAGUCAGAAUUGAAACGUUGUCUUGUGGUGGAUCCGUAACUGCAGGAUUUGAUUUUACAUCUGCACGAGUGCAGUCGCCAAAUUUCUUGGACAUACAAAAUGCUGAAAAUUUUGGGCUCAUUUUAUAUUGGACUCCACCAGAAGCACCGCAUGAAUAUUUUAGAAUUAGAGCCACGCCAGCCACACCUGGCUCCAGACCUGUUGUGCAAGAGACUGAAGAAAGCAGCUUAUUUCUGGAAAAUUUGACACCAGGAGAAAGAUACACUGUCAGCGUUGUAUCGGUUUUCAGGGAUAUUGAAAGUGAUCCACUGAGAGGACGUUCUAUUUUAAGCCCAGCCGAUGUGCAAGAUGUAACGGUCACAACAGGAUUCGUUAGCAUCACAUUUGACAUUGGUCCUCCACCUGGAAUAUAUGAAUACAUUGAAGCGGAAUUAACACCUGUUGUGGACCUUAGUACUUUGGAUGAAAACUUCAAUCCAGGCAGCGUAAACACAGUGAGAAGAUCUGUUUCAAAAUUUGAACAAGAUAUCAAUGGAAGACACCAAAUUUUAUUUGAAAACUUAACUCCCGGAACUGAGUAUGCUGUCACUCUUAUAACAUACAAUGAAGAUCAGUCUAGUUCUGGAUAUGGCUUAACUGUUACAACUGAUGGUGUUCCUGCAGUUACAUCAGGCCUCCUUGUUGUUGAUGAAAACACCAUGCGAAUGACCGUAAUACCAGUAAAUGGCGUGGAAGUAUACAGAGUGGUUCUUGCCUCCAUUGAGGAUCCAUUUACUGAAUUAGAUCGCCGUGCUCUAACCACAUUACAGGGUGAUGAUUUGACAGCAGUAUUCUCAUCUCUGGUUUGGGGACAACAAUAUAUCAUAAAUGUCACAUGCGUAAUUGGAGAACAUGUUGGGGAAACUGCAAUAUUUACAGACGCAAUUGCUCCUAGGAAAAUUAGGGGUGCAACAACAGAAUCUGAUUUUUGUAGUUUCACUUUGUGCUUUGAACCUGCUGAAGGCAUUGUGGAGGCUUAUUCGAUAACCUGUACUCCUCGUAACAAUCAAACAAUAAUACUGGAUGUGAGAUCUAUCAAUGCAAGCACAGAUUUCAACCCCGAUACUAAUCUGUUUUGCACUAUUUACGAUGGACCUGCUAUCAAACCAGGAGAGAGAUACUCUAUGUUCAUAACUUCUUACAGUAGAGGAAAAGAAUCAAUACCACACGUGAAAACAUCAAUCAUUCCAAAUGCACAACGACCGAAUUUACUCUCACUCACAAGUCUUCCUUAUGAGCCUACGUUAAUUGCAACAAUCCGAAUGGCUGAUGUAUGUGACAGAGACACAGAUGGUGUUUUGGUUUCAAUUAAACAAACAACACCAGAUGGAACCGCUCCUGUUAUUGAAGAAAGGUUUUUCAACUAUUCCGAAUCUGACAUUGUUACCAACUUCUCAGAUUUAAUGUACGGUGAAAAGUAUGAUAUUUCAGCUCGUAUGGUAAUCAAAGAAAUCCAGAGCAACGCUCUCGAAAAAGAAAGAGCAAUCUAUCCGUACCCCAUUACAGAUGGCAAUGUUACAUUAGACAAAUGUGUUCCUACACUUGAAUUUAGCCCAUCAAUUGGCAAAUUCACACACUACCGUGCUCAGAUUUUCCAAGAGACUGGCACAAGAAGAUCGAGGGGAUCCAGGAGAAUUCAAGCAACUGAUUCUGACGAUCUUGUGAGCCUGACAUUUGAUGACACAAUUUUGAGGCCUGGAAAUAACUAUACGAUUUUUCUAUGGCCUAUCAGUUUUUCAUUGGAAGGCAACAGAACAGGAUUCCCAAUCAGUUUACCGCCUCCACCUAAUGCAGUUGCAAACAUCAACCCAUCAUCUGUGACCGAUAAUAGUUUGAGCAUUAAUAUCGACAACACGUCUAUACCUGUACCCAUUUACGAAGUAACAUUAGCAAGACAAGCCAGACCAAGAGAUUUCCUUAACAAUAAGGUGUAUUCGCCAACUGAGUCUUUGGAGCCUGUGACAUUUGACAAUCUAACAUCUGGGGAAUCCUAUCAAUUAGAAGUCACAGCAUUUGUCUGUGCUGUACCUGGAGACACUGCAGUUCUCAUUGCAACCUUGUUUCCCCAAAUAGUUGAAAACAUUGAAACAUUUCCAACUUCUACAACAAUCGACGUCCGUUUUAAUCAAGUUGAAGGAGUUGUUGAUGAUUAUCAGUUAUGGAUUGUUCAAGAAAGUUUCCCAUCGCUAAUACUGGAAAAUGUGACUUUGAUACCACCAAGGGCAAAAAAUCGUCAAAUCACGCACACACUUACAGACGGCCGUUUGACACCUGGGGAAUCCUAUAUCAUCUUUGUUAGAAGUAGAAGCAACGAUAAGGCUGUUACUUCGACUGGAUUCCUAGUAAAAUUGGAAAACACACCACUUGUGACUGACUAUACCAUACAGACAACACCAACAACAUCUAUGGUUACGUUAACACCACCAGAGGAUAUAGAUGAUUAUUAUGUUACUGUAACACUACAGGAUGAAAAUAAAAUACCAAUGUUGAACUCAACAAUUGUCUUCACUGACAUCAGUUCAACUUCAUUCGAAGAUCUGAUACCUGGAACAUUAUAUUAUAUCACAUUAGUAGCAACGAGGAGAGGAGUUAAUAGCGGAGAUUCCGGCAGUAACUUCACAACUGAAUUACCACAAAUAGUAGCGUUUUCAUUGAAUGCAUCAUCAAUUACUAUUGGAAUUACAAUUGAACCUCCAGAUCUAGAAUCGUACCAAUCAGAUGAAUAUAUUAUUGAAAUUGCGGACGAGAAGACCUGGCGAAUACCUGGGACAGCAACCGGUGAUGUGUUAUCAGAUAUCACACCAGAAUCUCAGUACAAUGUCAGCAUAACAUCUGUUAUCCGAGGUGUGGAAGGACCUACCAAUACUAAAUCGAUUUCUACAAGAAAACUCGAUCCUGUGGAGUACAUAUUUGGAGAGCCAGGAAUUACUUAUAUAAACAUAACAUUCAUACCUGUUGAAAUUGCAGAUGUAUAUUUAUUAACUUUACGUGGAUCCAUUGACACUAUAGUUGUGACAGUCAAUCAGUCAGAUGCAGAAAAACUUUACUAUUAUUUUGAUGACUUAAUACCGGGAACUUUGUAUAAUAUAUCUAUAGAAGUUGCUGUUGGUGAUAUAUUCAGUCCGGCAACGUCAAUAGAAGUGCAAACUGGAGAAGUCGUGGCUGUUCAAUCUGCCAGAACAGAAACAGGCAUAACGUUUGUAAACGUGUCAUUCCUUCCUGUUGAAGUAGCAAAUUCUUACAUUUUGGAAAUUGCUGAAAAUGCCUUUUCAGAUAAUAUCAUCAACACAGCGUCAGUUGAUCAGUCAACUUCAGAAAUUUGGGUUAAAUUUGAUGGAUUAAAACCAAAUACAGAGUACAAUAUCAGUAUUUAUGCUACUGUGGAUGGAUAUAACAGUUCAAAAAUAUCUGUUCUGGGAACUACAGGAGUGAUACCUUUAAUUCCUUUUGAAGCUGUUGCUCUAAUAUCAAGCAUUUUUGUGACAUUGGAGAAGCCAGUUGAUGUCAGAGUAGACAGUUAUGCAAUAACUGUGAAAUCAGAAGAAGGAGACGAAAGACCACCAGAAAUUUUGAAUUCUGAUGAUUAUCCUGAUGACCAAUUUUUGAUUGAUGCUUCAUUUGAUUAUUUGACACCAAAUACAACUUAUUAUAUUAUGGUUUAUGCAACGAUUGAUGGAAACAUCGGACCAGUGUCUGAAGAAGUUGUGAUAACAGAUGAAAUGCCUGCUUUGACUAAUGUGACUGCUACACCUGACUUUACAAGUAUAACCGUUUUUGUAACUCCAGUAAUAAAAGAUGUUGAUGGAUACAAAAUCCAGCUCCUACCGAGUGGUAUUACUGGUGGUGAUAAGACUUGGAAUAUAUCUCAAACUGACUCAUUUAUUGAAGCAACAUUUGAAGGAUUGUUCCCUGGUACAGUAUAUACAGUGGUUGUAUCUACUGUCAAAAAUGAUCAUUUUGGUCCAGAAACAAUUGUCGAAGUCAUGACAGGUUCUAUCCCACUGGUUAUGUAUGAUACUGAAACAACUGCCACCAGUAUUACAAUAGUGGCAGCCCAACCUGAAGAUCCAGUGGAUAGGAUUGUAGUACAGUUGGAUUCGGAUGACACAUAUUCUUCGACUGACGAACUGAUUUCUGGGGAAGGUGAUCUUGUCACAUCAUUUACCGACUUGAUGCCUAAUACAAACUAUACCAUCUCAGUCAUACCUUACAUAAAAGAUUUUCAAGGACCAUAUUCUCCCACAGUUGUUGUAACAGGCUCACCACCAUUUGUUGACUUUAGUGUCAAAACUGGUGUUGAUGCAGUCAAUGUUACAGUUGAACGCCCAGAAGAUAUUGUCGACUUCGUAGUUGUGAGAUUGUAUACAUUAGAUUUGACUGAAGUUGAUACGAAGACUAUUCAAUAUGAAACUGAUCCGCUCUUUGCGACCUUUGAUAAUCUCACUUCGGGAACAGAAUACAUUGUUACUGCAUAUUCUGUAAUAAAAGAAAUUGAAGGACAAUCGCAUGAUGAAUUUGUGGAGACUGAGAUUGAUAUUCCAGUUGUUAAUUUCACUUCUACAUCAACAACUACGACUGUACAAGUCACCAUAACCAAACUCGAAGAUGGCAGGGAAGUUGAUGAGUUCUUCGUACAAAUAAUUCCAGAGGACAGUGAUUUAAUCAUGGUUCAAACUAUUUCUGCUAAAGAUGAAUUGCUUUCGACUACUUUUGAAAAUCUCACUCCAGAAACAUUGUAUACAAUAGAAGUCUGGGCGACCCUGCGUGAUCAACGUGGACCUAUUACCACAGGAAUUGAAGAAACAGAGUUACAAAAUGUUGUAUUUGAUAAUAUUUCAACGAUAACAACCAUUGAAAUAAAUAUUCUCGAUAAUGAUUUGGAGGUGGAUGAAUACAAAGUGCGACUUACUUCACCUGAUGGCAGCAUUAGAGAACAGACACUCAACACCACUGAAGAUCCAUUGACUACUUUAUUUGAAAACUUGAUUCCUGCAACUCAGUACACAGUACAGGUUACAACAUGGAACGAAGGUGCCGAAGGACCAACCGCUACAGCAUUUAUUCAAACCGAACCUUUUCCAUUUGUUGAAUUCACAACAACAACUACUAAGGAGAGCAUUAGUGUUGCAUUAGAAAAACCUGACAAUAGAAUGAACUUUAUUGUAAAAUUACUUUCGGAAGACUUGGUACAACUGCAGAGUACUCCACUGAGUUACGAUGAUGACCCUCUCUCUAUUACUUACGAAGGUUUAACUCCUUCGACGGAUUACAUGAUUUUGGUUUCGCCCGUUAUUAACGAAGAUGUAGGACCAGUUAAUCAAGAAUUGGUUACAACAGACGGUGAUGAUGCAGAACAACUUCCAGCACCUGAUUUUGUGACAGAAGCAACUACAAUUUCUAUAGAUGUUACUGUAACACCACUCAAUACAACUGUAGAUGAAUAUGUUGUAACAAUCACAACACCUACAGGAAACACCACAGAAAGCAGUAUACCUGGUGCUGAUGACCUGAUAAUAACUACAUUUGAUGGUCUUUCUCCUGAUACUAAUUAUAGUAUAAAUGUUCGUGCUGUCUAUGAUGACAUAGACGGGGAAGUCUCAUCUGCAAUUGUUGCAACUGAACCUGUACCACUCAUUUUCUUUGAGUCAUCCGCAACUAAUAACACUAUCACAAUCAUUUUGCAAAGACCGGAAUUUGUAGUGGAUGCCUUUGAAGUCAGUUUGUUUUUAGCCAAUGACGAAAUAGGAACUAGUUUUAUUCUGUUCGACGAACAAGACUUAGCCACCACAUUCGACAACCUGAUACCGGAAACUACAUAUUUAAUACGAGUAGUGGCAUUAAUUGGUGAUGUUUAUGGACAAUUGAAUGAAGGACUAGUUACUACUGAUGAAUCAAAGCCACUACCAUUGGUAGAGUUUACCACAGAAACAACUACAACAACUAUAAAUAUCACUGUGGAACCAACAGAUAUUGUUGUCGAUGAAUAUAUAGUUUCACUUACUGAUCCAGAAGGAAACGUUAUUGAAAACUCUAUACCAGGCACUGAAGAGCCAUUAGAGACUUAUUUCGAUGACUUGACACCAGGCACUGAAUACAUAGUGACAGUUUUCCCACAACUAAAUGGGGUUCAGGGAAAUACUACAUUUGGAGUAAUUUCAACCGAUUCACUACCCAUUGUCAAUUUCACUUCGGCUUCAACGCCUACUACAAUCCAAAUUGUUGUGGAGAAACCUGAUAUUCCUGUUGAAUCAUUCACUGUUGAAUUGUUAACUGAUGGACUGGAUCUCCUAGAUACUAAACAGAUAGAUGUUACAGCCAAUCCACUAGAAGUUAUUUUCUAUGGAUUGAAUCAUACUACCAACUAUAAUGUUGUUGUUUUUGCCACAUUGGAUGAAUACUUCGGACCAGAAAAUCAAAAGAUUGUUUCUACUAAAAAACUACUCCCGUUUAUUGAAUUCAAUUCCACAAGUACAUCUUAUACCAUUGAAAUUGACAUUGUGAAACCGAAGACCCCUGUUGACUCUGUGAAUGUUGAAUUAUUUACUGAAAAUUCAGUCUUUAUCGAAAGGCUUACCAUAUCUUAUGAGGAUGAGCUAUCUGCAGUUUUCCGUCGUUUGACUCCAUCCACAACAUACAUUGUUAAUGUUUAUUCGGUAGAAGAUGUAUUAUUUGGACCAGAAAAUCAGAAAACAGUCAUUACUAAAGAAGCAGAGCCGCUUGAUGAAUUGCAGUUUAAUGCUGCUUCAACUUUUAACACCAUUGUAAUUACUAUUGAAAGACCGUUUACUGAAUUUGUUGAAUUAACUGUACGACUUACACCCCCUGAAGGCAAUGCUACGGAAAAUAAAAUAUUGCCAUCCGAAGAUCCUUUGGCAACAACGUUUAUCGAUCUAACACCAAAUACAGAAUAUUUCAUUGAAGUAGAAGCGGAAUAUGAGGACGUUCCCAUAUUACCAGCUAAUAGAACUGUGCGAACUGAUCCAGAUUUAAUACCUGAUCUGCCUAGCAUAGAAUUUGAUACUAUUGAAACAUUCACAACUAUAGAAGUUAUUAUUGAGAGACCUAAUGUUACAGUGGAUGGAUUCAUUGUAGAACUCAUAUCACAUGAGGAGCUUCGAGAGGUUGAAACCAUUGAUUUUGCUGAUGAUCCACUCACUGUAGGAUUUGAUGGUUUAACUCCUGGUGUAAACUAUAGAAUUGAGGUGCAACCGAUUUUGAAUGAAAUCUCAGGAGAUAAGACAGUUAAGAAUGUGUCCACAAAUUCACUUCCAUUUGUUGAUUUUGAGGCGACAACCACAACUGCCAAUGCUAUUAAAAUAACAAUUGAAAAACCGAUUCUGCCAGUUGAUUAUGUUAUGGUUGAGUUGCUGGACAAAAAUCAGAAUCUUAUUCAAAAUCGGACUUUGCCAUAUGAAGACUUACCACCUCAAACAUUUUCUGGAUUGUCUCCUACUACAAACUAUGUUAUUGUUGUAUACUCUACAUUGGAUGACUUUUAUGGGCCGCCUAAUGAACAACUGUUAAGCACUGAUGAUCGUGACUGGUUUGUUAAUACUACAAGUUCUGAAGUGAUUGUUACAAUAGUUGAUCUUCCUGAUCCAACUCCAGAUGGGAUUUUACUUGAAUUGUUUGUCCAGGAAAGUGGAUUAUAUAUAAAGGAGGAACCAGUUUCACUGAAUGACACUAGUCAACCUGUUAUUUUUGAUGAAUUGUUGUCUGGAUUCAGUUAUGGCAUUACCUUAUCUUGGAUAAAAGGAGGAAAAGUGACAAAAGAAAGUGAAAAUGUUACAACAAACCCACCUGCAAAACCAGAAAAUUUAAUUGUUACUAACUACUCUACAAACCACAUCACCUUAUCAUGGACAAGAGAUCACUCUGUUACAAAGUAUAUAACUUCAAUUCCAUAUUUUGAUGGAGAAGAAAAACUCCUCAUUUUGGGUGAAAUACCACAAGUCAAUGGAACUCAAGUAGUUGCAGAUACCAGCAACAGCGACCAAAUGGUAUACACAUUCUCUGACUUGCCUUCUGGAUACAUGUACGAUGUUAUUAUUACUCCUGUUGGUGAUGAUUUGUUGUCUGGAGAACAAGCUGAGAUUUCACAAAGAACAACACCUGAAAGUGUUACUACUGCAGUACUCGUAACAACUAGUAGCAAUAUUUCACUGACAUUCACACCAGCAAACGGAUAUAAAGAUUAUUACUUGCUUACUUUGUGGGAUGAAGAUGGAGUGGAAGUUGAUAGUGCAAAUAGAUCGGCAGGGGAAGAAGAUGUUGGCACCAUUUUCAGUAAUGAUAUAAUAUCAGAACACAAUUAUUUUGUUGUCAUUGUAACCGUAGCUGGAGCUUUGAGAAGUGCAGAAACUGAUUUUGAGGCCACAACAGAACCUGAAUCGACCCCAGAUCUUCCUAUAGUAGAAUUCAAUACAAUUGCCUCAUUUACAACUAUAGAGGUUGUUGUUGGAAGGCCUAUUGUUUAUGUGGAUGGAUUUAUUGUAGAACUUGCAACAGAUGAAGGACGACUCGAGAUCCAAACUAUUCCUUCGACAAACGACCCACUUACUACAGUAUUUGAAGAUUUAGAUCCUGGUACAGAUUACAGAGUUUAUGUUCAACCAGUUUUAGAUGAAAUUGGAGGAGAUAUGAGUGUUAAGAAUGUAUCUACUGAAACACUACCAUUCAUCAACUUUACCAGCCAAACAACUGCAUAUAGUAUCUUGGUCGAAGUCGAAAGACCAGAAAUUGAUUUUGAUAAUAUUACAAUUGAACUUCAAGAUGACGAAGCUGUAUUGAUUCAAAGCCUCCAAUAUGAAGUAAUUUCUCCAACGUUCUCUGGUUUAACUCCGUCAACGGACUAUUUCAUUGUUGUAUACUCUACAUUAGGGUCUUUCAUUGGACCUGAAAAUCGACAAUUGGUUACUACUGAUACUACUGAUGAAUUGAUUCAAUUCAAUGCAACAGCAAAUGAAACAGCAAUUGAAGUGAAUGUUGAACGUCCAAUAGCUGAAUUCUUGUUGCUAACUGUUCGUAUAACUUAUCCAAACAAUGAAACUCGGGAAUAUGAAAUUUUACCAACAGAUGAUCUAUUAACUGCAACCUUUGUUGAUUUAACGCCAGAUACUGAAUAUGUUAUAGAUGUAAUUCCUAUAUAUAGGGAUGUUCCUAUAUUACGAGGAAAUGAAAUUAUUAGAACUGAAACUGAAUUGAGUUCAGAGCUGCCUGUAGUAGAGUUCAAUACAAGUGUAGGAUAUACAUCUAUAGAGGUUAUCAUAGAACGUCCAAAUAUUACUGUGGAUGAAUUUUUUGUCGAAAUUAUGAAAGAUGGUAUUACAUUUGAGUUAAAGAUUGUUCCUUCUAUUGAUGAUCCUCUCACAACUGUAUUUUCUGGCUUAACACCGAAUACCAAUUUCAACAUUAGUGUCCAACCAGUAUUGAAUGAUGUUUUGGGGAGAGAUAUGAUUAUCAAACAAGCGUCCACUGUUCCACUUCCAUUAAUUGAAUUUGUUACAAUAACAAGUAUGUACUCUGUGGAAGUUAUAUACAGAAUACCAACUAUACCAGUCGACUAUAUUAUUCUUGAUUUAUUGGAUGCUGAGGAUAACCUUGUCAAAAACAUAACAAUCAUAUCUUAUGAUAUGAUGAGGUCAACAAAUGAAAUAUUUUAUGGAUUAACACCGUCAACUAACUACACUGUUGUUGCUUAUUGCAAAGAAUUUGUAUUUUAUGGACCUAAAAAUCGAUCUUCUGUAACAACUGAUGAUGAAAUCAUACUGGAAACUAUUGAGUUCCAAGCAAUAGCGAGAGUAACAUCCAUCGAAGUGAAUAUCAAACGACCAGCUACUGGUUUUGAUACUAUAACUGCUGCUAUCACGUUUCCAGAUGGAAUCCGAUAUGUAAGCCCUCUUGUGCCAAGCGAUGAACCGUUGACAAGAACAUUUUAUGAUUUAACACCAGAUACUGAAUAUUUUGUUGAAGUUCUCCCAGAUAAUUACGAACAACCCAUAUUACCAGCUAAUGAAACUGUUCGAACUGCCCCUAUUGACGAUCCUUACUGGUCUGUGGAAACAACAAGUUCGGAAGUCAUUGUUACAAUCAAUCCAAAUAUUACCGAUCUAAGUAUUGAUGACAUUCGUAUUGUACUCGUUACUCAAGAAAACGCAUAUCUUGUGGACGGAGAACAAAUAACACCUGAUGGAGAUUAUCAACCAGUUAUAUUUGAUGGACUGUUAUCUGGAUUUAAUUAUCAAGUUGUUGUAACAAUCGACCGAGGUUUUGGAAAAACUGAAAGCUCUAGGAAUGUUACAACAGAUCCACCAAAAAAGCCGGAAAAUUUGACAGUUACUGACUAUUCUACAAAUUACAUUACAAUAUUGUGGAUGAGAGAUCCUUCUGUAACAAAAUAUUUAACUUCUAUUCCAUUAUAUAUUGGAGAAGAACAGCUUACAAUUUUGGGGGAAGUAAUGCAAAUUGAAGGACCUCAAAUAGUUGCAAAUACCAGUAAUAGCGACCCAAUGGUUCAUACUUUCUAUGACUUGCCUGCUGGAUAUCAGUAUGAUAUUAUUAUUAUUCCUGUUGGAGAUGAUCAGAUUCCCGGACAAAAAGCUGAUAUUUCACAAAGAACAAUACCGAACAGCGUUACUGAUGCAUCAAUUGAAACCGGUAGUCAAGACAUAUUAAUGACGUUCACACCGGCAGAAGGAUAUAAAGAUUAUUAUUUGAUUACUUUAUUGGAUGAAGACAAAAAUGUCGUUGACAAUGCCAAUGUAACUGAAGGGGAUGAAAACUCUCUUAUCACGUUUAAUAAUGAAAUCAUACCAGACCACAGCUAUUCUGUUUUUAUUGAAACUGUAGCUGGGACAUUGAGAAGCAAUGCAACUGAAUUUAAUGCUACAACAGUCCGUAUUAUUGAUCCUGACUGGUCAGUGGAAACGACUAGUUCAGAAAUCAUUGUAACAAUUGAUUCAAUUAUUACUGAUCCAAGUAUUGAUGGUAUUAGUAUUAUGCUGUUUACUCAAGAAAAUGAAAUCUUUGUUAGCGUGGAUCAAAUUGCGCUAGAUGGAGAUUAUCAACCCGUAGUAUUUGAUGGACUGCUAUCCGGAUUUGAUUAUCGUGUUAUCGUAUCAACAUACAGAGAUUCUAGGGAAAGUCAAAGUUCUAGAAAUGUUACAACAGACCCACCAACUAUUCCUGAAGACUUGACAGUGAUUGAUUUUACUACAAAUUACAUCACAAUAUCCUGGAAGAGAGAUCCUUCUGUUACGAAGUAUUUAACUUCAAUUCCAUUAUUCAUUGGGGAGGAAAAAUUGGUCCUGAUUGGUGAAGUGAUGCAAAUAAAUCAAACACAAGUUGUUGCAGAUACUAGUGACAGUACCGACUUGGUUCAUACAUUCUAUGACUUGCCUGCUGGAUAUAUGUAUGAUAUUACCAUAACUCCUAUUGGCUCUAACUCAAUACCAGGAGAAGCCACAGCCAUAUCACAACGAACAAUACCAAAUGCUGUUCCGUUUGCAACAAUUGAACCAACAAGUAGUUAUAUUUACCUGAAUUUUGAGCCUGCAGAAGGAUAUAAGGAUAAUUAUGUACUGUCUUUGUUUGAUAAAGAUGAUAAUGAAAUUGAUUCUACAGUUGUAUUAGCUGGGAAUGAAAACAACAUCAUCUACUUCACUAAAAGUAUAUUGCCGGAACACAGUUAUAAUAUUGAAAUUGUGACUGUGGCUAGCAGCCUUAGAAGUCAAGAAGCUGUAUUCAACACCACAACAGGUGAAAUCGUCGACCUUAUGACUACAACUGAUUUAACUCUAACAACCAUCAGCAUGAUACCUGAUACUACAAAUACUAGUAUCUACACUGAAACAAGUGCUAUUUUUACUACAACAACUAAUAACAUCACUGAGACAACUGAAAGUACCACUGACACCACAGAUUAUGUUACAACUGAAACACUACAACCAACCAACUACUUUACAUUACCACCUGUUGAAGAAACUACAACUUGGGAACCUACGACUUUAACUGUCGCAACAACGUCAGCUACAAGUUAUUCAACUCAAUCUAUGCCUGGGGUUGUGACAACAUCUGAAUUACCACCUGAAACGACUGAAUACUUUACUUUUCCAACUGAAAGUGACACGUCUACCUCCGAAGUUAUAGAUACCACAUCUAAUGCUUUUACAUCGACCAAAUCGAUAACUGUAACAACUGCAUCAUCCACAACAAUAGAAGAGACAACUGAAUGGACUACUGUUUUUGAAGGCACAAGUGAGGCUGCUUCAGGUGUCUCCACUACCAAAGGCAUGGUGCAUGAUACCAGUACAGCUUAUGCUUCUGCUACCAUUUCUGAUCAACCAAAUACUACCAGCUAUGAUUUAGUAAAAACAACUCAUCCUCGCCGCAAAAAUAUUACAAUACCGCCUCCCCCACCACCUCUUCCCCCUACUCCUCCUCCCCCAAGUUUGUGGACUGUCACUACUAAAUUUUCCACAGCUUCAGCUACCACUAUUACCACACCUGAACCAACUACUAGCUCUAGUACCGAAGAAGAAACAACGGAGGAACAAGAUUUCACAACUCCAAGUAUUACAACAACAGCGGAUAUUACAACAGAUGAAAUUACUACACCUCAAGUUGAGACAACAGCAAAACCAUCGAGGCGCAGGCCACCUCCCCCACCACCUCUUCCUCCUCCUCCACCACCUCACACAAAAUGGAGGAUCAAGAAAGAUAUCACCAGAACAUUGUAUGGAAAAUUUGUAUUGAACUUACCAUCAGCUGGUGAAUAUGAUCAAACAAAAGCAGAUGAAUUCAAGAAAGAAUGUGAAACCUAUAUUCCUGAGCUAAUGGAGGAAUUUGGUGAUUUUGUUGACAAGAGAAAGAUAUCGGAUGUUGACGUAUAUGAUCAAUGGUUUGAAAAACCUGAGGACCUUGUUGUGGUUUUUAAAUUUGUGAUCAAGGAACCGGGGCCAAAUUUCACAUCCGUUGAUAAUCACACAGAAGAAUAUAGAAACUUACUGGCUAACGAAACAAUGAUUCCAUUAUAUGAUUUGUCGAGUUUAUCUCCAGACUUUGAAGAAUGCGUUAUACUUGAAUAUCCUCCUGAGCGUCCAAUUUAUGAAGGAAGGAUAUUUGUUGGAGUUAUCAAUAUACAAUUACCUGAUGAAUCUUAUCAAGAAAUCAACAAAAACAAAUCUGACGUAUCCAGCUUUUUAUCACAAGAUAUAGAAUCUAAAUUGAAAGAUUUCAUCAACGAGCAAUAUAGAUUGAAAAAAGAAAAUAUGGCAGGACCAGGAAUUUAUGAUUUUGAAAUCCAAUAUUAUGAAGACAAGGAUCCAGAUAUGGCUGCUCACUUUAUUAUGACUAUGAGAGAGAGUGAUGAAGAUGAACCUUGUUACAUUGAGAAAGUUAUCAAUCAAGCUAUUGAAAACAACACACAGAUUGAAUAUUUCAGUGUCGUGGAAGAAUCAUUUAGAGUCGACGGUCGACGACAGUUUAGUGGAUAUGCAAAUAUUACUGAUCUUACUGAAGGAUACGUCAUAACAUCUCUGACUGAAUCACAGGAUGCUUUCAAAACUACUGUCAGAGUAGCGUUGAGAAAGACCUUCCGAACAUCUUCUUUCCCUGAGCAAGUCAAUAGAAGAGUGAAGUGGAAAUAUGACGGUGUUGAGGGCCAGGCCUCCAAUACAAGUCUGGUGCCACAUUUCAGUGUCACCACCUCUCCUAAUGAGCAAGUGGUGCCGAUGAGACUUGUUACAUUAGUUGGGUAUGGAUUCCAGGCAUAUUUAUUCAACUUUGACAAAAACAGUCUUGUCAUUGAAGGAUCUGGUUUUAUUUCAUCAAGAACAAAGCAGGAUCGAUAUUGUGAUGCAAAACCCACACCAGUCCCAAUGGAACAUUACUACAUGACCUUCAAUCUUCACGUCCCACCGCCUGAUGUUUAUGCGAUCGCAAGGAUUCCUUCGUCUGAUGAAUAUAAAGACAUUUAUCAGAUCUUGUCACAAUUUUUGGAUGAAAUAUAUGGACAUAUGAACGAAACAGCUGUUGUGCAAUUGGACUAUUUCGAACCAGAUGCAAUGCCCAUGUCACGCAUCAUGGCCCAUAUUUCUGUUCAAUCGCCUGACAACAUAACUUCUGAAAUAGCUGAGAUUUUCUACAAUCCGACUGAUGAUCACGAGAAAAACAUUUCAGAUUUUCUUGACAUUGACCAGGAUUCGUUUACAACUGAUGUUAAAAGGACCUUCGUUGGAAGCUUAACAAUACAAGAUGUACCUUUGGAAGAUAUUUUAUUGCUAAAUAGUACAAAUCCUGAGGACCAAUCAUAUUUGAAAAACAAAUUUGCAACAAUCAUAACUGAACUAGCAACAGAAGCUGGGUAUAGCAUGCAAACGUCUAUAGAAGAUAUGUUAGAUCGCGGUGAAGAUGAAUUUUUUGGUAAUGGAUGGUUAACUGAAAUCUUAUAUUACAUGGAACCUACUGAAGAUGAAACAUCAUAUCUUACACCUGAAUUAUUACAAAAAGAUCUGGCAGAUACCCAAUUGGAAAUUAAUAAAAACGCUCUAGAUGCAAUGGGCAGUAGAGUAUCAUAUGAUACUAUACUUGUAUGGCCAGCUAAUGAUGUCAUUGGACUUGGAGUUCCAGGUAAAGUCAACCUCACUGAUGUAAAUUAUGAAGAUAUUGUGUCUAUGUGGGUUAAUCAACAUAACACAACAGCUUAUACAACAGUAGCAGAAGAUUUGGAUUCACUCAUUAUUGAAGCUUUGAAUAAGACUACUAUCAAUACUUUGUUCAACUUAAGUACUAUAUCUGUUGACUAUCCCGAACCAAGUGAAGAUUCGAUUUCCAGUGUUAUGAUUCAUUACAAAGUGAGAAAAGCAAACAAUCUGAAUCCAGAUUUCAUUCCUGCCUUCAUGGUCAAAGAAGAAAUGGAAGAAAUUCUUAUAGAGCCCUUCCUUGUUUCUACAAAUACUGUGGGAGAAAGAAGAAAAUUCUGGGGAUUUGCUUCACUGGGUAAUGCUUCUUCUCUUCCCACAGAAAAACAAACAAUGAUUCAAUCUUGGGUGGAAGAACUUCUGGACAACAUACCAAACGUAUACCAUGAAGACAUCAAUGUGACAUCAAUUGAUGAGGAUGAAAAUAUGCUUUACUUUGAUAUUGUUAUGGAAUAUUAUGAUGUCAGUACUCCAGAGAUAUUGAAAGAUGUAUUCAAUGCAUUUUCUGAUGAAAGUAUACUUCAUGACAUUAUACCUGCAAGCUUUGAGAUCUUUGCCGGUCAUUUACCAACAAAACCAGACAUGAGUGUACCUGUGUCCUCAACUACUUCCCCUGGUACAGCAAAUACAACCAUGGACAGCGAAACAACUACAAUUUCUGAUAAUGGGACAACUCCAACCACAGUCUCUGAUGAAACAACACCUUUUACAGACAUUAUCCCUACUCCACAGCCGGCUGUGUGGUUAAAUGGAAAAUUUUCAUUAAUAAAUGUUCCUUCUGCUGAGGAUAGACGAACUUUGAUGUUAGAUCCACAGAGCUUUAUACAUAUUCGCUAUAUCGAAUACACAGAACUAAUGAUUGCCAACAUUUUCGAGAACACAUCUAUAUAUGGUUUUGCUCAAUAUUUUGCUCCGGAAGAAGAAAAUAAGAACGAAGGAUUAACUUUACAUUUUGGUUUGAUGAAGUUUGGUGGCUCAAUCAAUCCAGAAGAAGCCGAAAAUAAUUUAACAGAUUAUUUUGUAGAUGAUCGCUUUCUAGACUUCAGCUAUAAGCCAGAGACUGUUGAAGUCGGAAUUAAGAGAGAGUUCUUUGGUGAGAUGUAUCUGACUGAUCUACCCAGUACUGGAUUCCGUGGUAUAAUGCACAAAGAUUCAAGUGGAGCUGAAGUUCUAUUUGGUGCCAUACGAACUAAAUUACUCGAAGUAUACUCUGAAGUAAUUGAUGAUCAACCAACAGCUUUCCUACCUGAUGGAAUGGGUUUUUCAAUGAAACCUGCAGCAAAAAUUGAUAAUAUUGAAAUCUUGAGAAUUUACUUCUAUGGCGAAAAAAAGACAGAAGUUCACUUCAAAGUAACAACGGCCAUCAAUGAAAACAUCACACCAUUUGAUAUGACCGAACAAUAUAGAUUCUACUUGGUGAAUGAUAACAAGUUUUCUAUUCAAAUAUUUGAGCCAAUCAUCGAAUAUUCUACCCUCAAUAUCAGCGUUCUUAUUGAUCCUCCAUUACCUAAAAAUUAUUUUAACGGAAAGAUUGAAUUCACCUUGCCUAUUGAUGAUCUUGAUUUCUUCCCAAUGGAUGCCAUGACAGACAAAGACAGUUACAGCUAUAACUGGAUGAAAAAUAUUUCUGAAAAUGCUCUUUCUGCUCCUAUAUUUCUUGAUGGUUACUCUAUUGUUUCUGUGGAUUAUUUUUCCCCAACGGAAAACGAUAGUGUACUUGAUGUUAAUUUUGGAAUCUGGUCAACUGUAAAUGAUCCAGAAACAGUUGAAAUAACGUUCAACACAUUUGAAGAUGAUAAUUUGAGACCAAACACAACUGAUAUCAUAGUAAAGCGAUCUUUCCUUGGUGAAUUGUAUCUGCCUGACUGGACAUUUUUGGAUUUAUUUGGAUCUUCAAUCGACGAAAGGAAUCCAUUUUUCGCUGUUUUAGAACCAAUUCAAGAUAUGUUGCAGGCUUCAUACAACAAUGCCAGCCAACCAGAAGAACAGAUUGAAGAUCUUAAAUUAACAAAGAUCUACUUUUAUGAUAUAUAUAAAACAGAAGUUCAUUUCAAUCUAACAAUGAAAGAAAAUGAUGGAUCAAAUCCUUUUGAUAUGACUCUCAAAUUCAGGGAAUUGUUGAAGAAUGAUAAAAUGCAAUUUUUAGUUGAUGAUUCAACAUACGCAGACAUACAAGUGGAUACAUUCAAUAUAACAGUUAUUUUGGAUGAACCAACUCCUCCUGACUCUGAUGAUAGGAGCACAGGUGUACAAUUUGCAGGAGAAAUGACAUUCCCAAUUAUUCUGAAUACAGUGGAUUGGAUUGAAGCAAGCAAAAAUAAUGAAAGUGCUAGUUUUAUAAUACAAGCACUUUUGAUGACUGACGUGUUUGAAAACUUUGAUCUCGACAUCAAACUUUUGCAUUUCUCUCCAUUUAAUGGAACUGAAAUGGGUUUAACUACUCAUUUUGUUAUCAAUUCUACAUCAACAACUGAUCCAUCUGAUUUGCAAAGAAUAAUACAAAGAUGGGGAAUCAAUGUGGCUAGCCCUGAAAAUUUCAUACCACUGUCAGUGAUAAUUCCAUCGAAACGAGAACUGUACUUUGAAAUUGAUUUGAUGGUUGAAAACACAACAGCACGAGAUGUUGAAAACAACGACACUUUAGCAGAAUCUUUUGCGAAAGAAAAUAUCGUUUCAUUCCAACUGACAAAUUUGUAUAUAGAGGACGUCAUAGCAGAUUUAAUGUUGAUCAAUGUGUUUUUGGAUAUGUCUGUAGCAAGAUUGAUUCCAAUAGAAGACAACAAAGUUAAGUUAGUUGCUGACAUCGAUCUUCCAUACAAUGAUUUACUGGAUCCAUUUGAAACUACAUUAUUGAUGCGACCGGUUUUGAUUACCAAUAGAUUUGUAUUACGUUCAGGGGACUGGUCGUUUUUACCAGAUACAGAGACAGCAAAUAUCACAAGCUAUGUUGAUGCUCCUGAUAGAUAUAAAGAGACAGAUCCAAUUACUGCUGUGAGCAAUGGAAAAUUUGUAACUUGGAAUAGCGAAGAAGAUACUUACAAUAGAUACAAUAUCAUGAAAAAUGAUACCAGUGAAGAUUUUCUAGAAUUAAAGAAAAUGUCUGAGGACUUGAUUUCCAGUGUUUUGAAUGAUACAAACGCUGUGGUAUUCCUUCAGUAUUUUUCACCUGCAGAAACUGAAGAUCUAUUUACUGUUAACUUUGAAAUAUUCUGGCAUGGAUCAAGCCUGGACACAGUUCAAAAUGCAUUUGAGCUGCUUUUGAUGGAACCUGAUUCACUGGAACUUGAAAUAGAGAGAGAAUUUCUGGGUGAAAUGAUUUUGCUUGGAUUUCCUUACCUAAAACAACUCGGAUGGUCUGUUGGAAGUGAGAGUGGAGCAACCACAGAAUAUUUUGAAAAAUUUAGAGAAAAACUUCUUACUGUUUACAAUAAGACAAUCAAUAUCACAAUUGAUGGUGAAACGAAUGAAUUGGAUGUCAUCAAAAACAUUGAAAUUACAAGGAUUUAUUUCAUUGACGAAUCCAAAACUGAAGUUCAUUUCAAAGUUCUAAUGGAGAAAAAUAGUUUGAUGGAUCCAUUCAAAAUGACAAAACAAUACAGACAACUUUUAGAAAACGACUUUGAAAUUCCAAGUAUCUCACCAUCACCAGAAAUUGAAAUUGACACCUUCAAUAUCACGGUUAUUGUGGAUGCACCACCACGAAUGCCUGACUCGAAUCAUUUCAAUGGGAAAUUUAUGCUUUCAAAUAUUGGUGACAAUGUUGAUUUACGAAAAGCAAUGUUAAACAGAACAAGUGAUGAUUUUAAAUACAUGGAGGACACAGUGGCAAAUAUCUUUUCUGAUGUAUUCCACAACGUGACAAAAGCAGCAGCGUUUACACAAUAUUUUUCACCUGGAGAUAAUCAGGAUGAGCUUGUGUCACAUUUUGAGAUAUUCUGGCCUACAGAUGACCCAGACUCUGUCAGGGAAAUUAUUGCGGUAUAUUCAGAGCAAGAAAGCAUAAUAAAACUUGAACCAGAAACAGUUGAAAUAUCCAUUCCUCGAAAAUUUUUGGGUGAAUGUGUUUUAUAUGGAACACCAAGUUUGUUGGAUGAUUCUAAUCUGAAUUGGAUUGUGGAUGAAACCGAUGAGGCCGCAAGAGAACUUUUUGAAAGCAUGAAGAACAAACUUUUAGAUCUAUAUAGCAAAAAAGAUGAUUCAUUAGGAAAUGUGGAGGACAUUAAAAUCACAAAAAUGUAUUUCUAUGAUGAGAAUGAAACUGAAGUUCAUUUUGAAGUUUUUAUGGCAAAGAAUGACGUUGCUGACCCAUUCAAAAUGACUGAACAAUAUCGAGAUUUAUUGGAGAACAACAAUACAGCUUCAGAAGUAUUUGCCGAUGCAACAAUUGAAAGUUCAACAUUUAAUAUAUCGGUUCUCAUUGAUCCACCAUAUCAAAAACUACCAUUCUAUUACAAUGGAGAAAUUGUAUUCAUUACACCAAAUCCAUUUCUAUCUGGUGAUGUAUUGACUGACCUUGAUGUAAAUAUUCGACAAGCAUUAGUUGAUAGAAGAAGUGAGGACCAUAAGAAAUUGAUGGAUGCUGUCCAGGAACUGAUUGACACAUAUUUCGUCAGUCGCUUGGGUGCAGAUGGAGUGUUCCUUAUACAACCUGAUUAUUUUGGUCCCUACUCUGUUACCAUCGUUGAUGAAGAUAUGUUUUCUCUGCAAUUUGGCGUGUGGUCACGAACAAACUCUACAAAUACUAUAAAGGAGAUGGUUGAACUGUAUGGAUCCAAUUCUGAUGAAUCACCUGACAUUGGUUAUUACUCCGGAUCAGCUGAAAUUGGUUUGAAUCGUAGCUUUGUGGGAGAACUGUACCUUUUUAAUGCAACACAGCAGUUGGGAAUGAUGCUCAAUGAUACAGAUGAUCUGAAUAAGUACUCAUUGUUAGCAGAGGAGUUAUUAGCAAUAUAUAAUGAAGAUGUGGUGGAAUCAGGCCAAAUUCAGGAAAUAAACAUUGACAGAGUUUAUUUCUAUCAAGAAGAUAAAACAGAAGUGCAUUUCUCUUUAACGAUGGGAGAAAACUACCCAGCGAAUCCAUUUGAAAUGACAAGAAAAUUCAGAAAUAUACUGUUUGGAGAAGAAUACAUUCAGCUAUCAGAUGAUGAAAUUGUCAAUAUAGAAGUGAACACUUUCAACAUUUCAGUUCUUUUGGAUAAAGAUAGUUUGGUUAAAAAAUCUUACAGUGGAGAGAUUGGAUUAAGCUCUAUAGAGGUUAAUGUUAGUUGGGUUGAGGCAUGUGUCGAUCAGUAUUCUGAGAGCUUUAUGCUGCAAAAAGCGGCAGUUGAAGAAAUGCUUAAUCCGAUUAUUGUCGGCAUAGAAAAUAUUCAAACAAUUGAAGUUCAAUAUUUUGCACCUAAUGAGUUUGACAAUAAUACAAUGGGUUUGACAGCUCAUUUUGUCAUUAAGACUCCAAUAUUUACUAGGGAUGGCGAUUACUUUGAACAACAAAUCGUCAAUUCCGGCAUUGCCUACGAAUAUGCUAUAAUUCCAACGACAAGAGAAUUCUUUUUUGAAGCGCUUUUGGAAAUGAAUAAUGACACUUUCUUUGAUGAGCUACAGUCUAAAAAUGUUACUCUGCCAACUCCAAUAUUGGAAACAUUCUCAAAUGAUAUCUAUGUAGUUUCAGAUAUAGAAUCAGAAUUGCAAAUUGAUACACCCAGCAUCACACGAGUUGGUGUAAACCUUUUGAAGAUUGUCAACAAGAUAUACAUGCCAAUGAAUUAUUUGAAUGGCCCAUUUAUGCUUACAAGGCGACUACGGGACCAAAUGGCAACGCAUGAUUUUGAUGUUAAAGAUUUUGAUGCGUCUUUCAAAGAAAAUGUUAACAUUACAACUUACGUCAGUGACUUUGGACUCAUUACAUUCAAUGGAAAGAUAUCUUUCCCCAACCAUGAAGGAGAAAGUUUGAGCUGGGUUGAUGCAAGUAAAGACAACAAUAGUAAUAGUUUCAACAUGCAGUUGGAGCAUUUGAACGAUGUGCUCCUUCAUACAUUCUCUGAAUAUUCUGAUUAUUCUAUCACAUACAAACCGCAGUAUUUUUCACCAUAUUUCGCUGAUGAUGGUUCUGUCGGAUUAACUGGAUAUUUUCUUUUGUUGUCACCUGUAUACAAUCCUGUAGAAUUAGAAAUGCAGAUCAAAUCCAUGUCACAGUUCUUUGUGGAUUCUGAUAAUGAAUUUGUCAAUGACAGUGUUUCCAUUCUUACACCACGUCAGCUGUACUUUGAAGCAUAUUUGGAUGUGAGAGAUAUAGAGUUGCAAUAUGCUCUAUUAGAGAAGGACGAGGUUGCUUGGAACAAAUUUUCUGAAUUGUUCUAUUACGUGGAAUAUAAUUUGAAGACUAUUACAAACAAUGCCAACUUUACUAUUGAAAUUGAUAGAUUUGAGAUUGAUCAUGACCGGCUCAAAAUUGUCGCCAAUAUUUCCCUGCCUUCCAACACUCAACUUGAACCCUUCAAAAUGACUGCUGAUCUAAGAGGUCUUAUGAUAGAAGACGACAAUUAUGUAAUUUACUCUUCAUUGUCUGGUCUCGAAGCUGUAUUUGACACUGUCAAUGUUACAUCAUAUGUAUUACCUCCAUAUGUAGAAGGAGAUAUAGUUACCGGAUAUUUCCUCAUUCCGGAUUUGGAAAUCUAUGAAGUUGUGUUAUUAUACAAUGACUCUGACUCGGAUUUGGCAAAAAAACUUAAAAAACAGAUUGAAGAUCCAAUUAGAGAGAAUCAAGAUGAUUUAGAAGAUCCAUGGUUAGAAGAUGUUGAGGUUCAAUAUUUUGAACAUACACCAGAAGGACCAGUAAAGGCUCAUUUUGAAUUAAAAAUUGAUCCCGAAGCUAAUCUCACUGAUGAUGAAAUUGAAGAUAUACUCAAUGAUUUACCAGAUGUUCCAGAUGAAUUCACCAUAGGAAGUCCACGAGAUUUCAUUGGCAAUUUUACAAUGGAUUAUGAUCCAGAAGUUGAUUAUGAAAAUGAAACUGAUCCUACCUAUCAAAAGACUUCUGACGACAUUUCUGAUAUGAUCAAAGAUGCAGUUGCUAAUGACAGUACUGUAGAUAUCGAUCCAUUCAAACCAAAUGACGAUGAUGAGAAUGUACAAGUUGAAUUCGAUUUACAACUUCCUCCUAAUGAUUCAUCAAUUGCACCUGAUCUACAAGAGAAAGCUAGGGAAUAUGAAGAUUUUGAUGGACUUGGAAUCUUGAAAGAUGACAUGAUUAUCAGAGUUCCUGGACCAUUCCUGCCACCAGAAACCUUGACAGCACCUGAAUAUACAGGAUACUUUGUUGUAGAUGGCCUCAGUACAGGACAAGUUGUAGAAACAUGGAAAGAUGUUGAUUCACCGGUCUCUCAAGAGCUUGCAUAUCCAUUGUUUGAUACUGUUGAUGAUCUUCCGUUUACAGUUAAUUUCCAAUAUGUAGAACCUGUGGAUCGUCAAUCAGUGAAACUGCACUUUUUCUUAAAUAAAUUUUUUGAGCCCACGAGUGUUGUCAAUGUAUACUUGGAUUUGAUGUGGACUGCAAAAGCGAAAAACUACACAUUAAAUGACUUGCAACUUGCCAAUAGUCGUAUCUUUGCAGGGCAUGUUGUGCUUACACAGAAUGUUACCGAAGACAAAGCAAUCCAAAGGCUCAGGGAUGCACUUGGAAAUGAUACCAUAGUAGAACCAUUCGAAAAGGGCAAUGAACCAGAUUUAUUAUACUGGGAGAAAGACAUUAGUGAUAUUGUUGAAAAUUAUCCGGAUAUGUCUAGUGGUUUUGGAAAGUGGUGUUGAUACUGGUAGUGGUGUAACCUCUAUUCCAGAAGAAAGUCAACAAUAAUCAGUUUAAAAUAUCGGGUCCUAAAACGAACCUAUCAUGCCAGAUAAAGUCAGGAAGAUUUAACGAGUGCUGUAAUAGAUAACAACAUGGACGUAUUUGAUCCCAAAACAACUGCACGGCAAUAU